Xyrichtys novacula (pearly razorfish) is the source of this 81086-nucleotide messenger RNA. The record is from the annotation of a GenBank genome assembly. Lineage: Eukaryota; Metazoa; Chordata; Actinopteri; Labriformes; Labridae.
GGAGAUCCGAGCCGCGAUCCAGCCAGGCCGGAAGCCGUAGUCCCACAGCUUCCAUAGACUGACGCAGAAGGCUCCUGCACAGCCUCAGAUGGAAAUAUUGUAGGAUUUCACUUUAGCCACAUGCUUGAUUUUAUAUCUUCAUUUUAAAUGGGCGUCGCACUUGGCCUUGCUUCUACCCUCCCUGUGUUUUGUGAUUUUAUUAUUUAUUGUUAUGCAAGGAUUUAACAUACCAGUAAGUAGUAAUUUUAUAUAUUGUAUUUUUUUAUUGAAUAAAACUAUCUGAGGGUCUGUUUUCUCGUAAAAUUAACAGAGGUGGAAUUUAGAGCAAAAUGCUUCAUGUGUCACAGUACAAAGCUUUAAUUUACAAAAAUAAUAAAAAAUGACUGUAUUAAUAAGGCUGUUAGUGUAUUCUAGCUGUAAUAAAUCGUUAGGUUAAUACAUUUCGUCGUGCAAAAAUAAAUGUCCUCAAAUAUAUAAAAAUAUUAUCACAGUAAGCAGUUAUGAUGAGAGAACUGUAUGGUUAAUAGUAUUAAUAUUAAUAUAUCUGGUUGGAAGGAUGGGCUAUGUAAAAUGCUGGCGUUUAGUGCGAUUUUGUUAAAAGAUAAAACUACACGGUUCAUUGUCCCAUUUGUCGAUGUUUUGUUUCUAAUUAUCUUACUUAUUUUUAUCAUCGUGUCAGUCUACUUCAAUAAAAAUGUGCAAUUUAGUGAGAUUUAGAGACGUGUAUUAAAGGCAGCGAAUCAUAUCAAUCUUUAUCGUACAUAGAUUUAGUCGUCGACAACCUUAAAAAAUCCAAAAGCGCUCAAAUAUAAGCAGAGAAUUAGUAUUUAGCGAGCGGGAGACAUGUUGAUACUCGCCCCGGCCGAGGUGCACUCCUCGCCGGUCAGCUCAGUCACGGAGGGCCGCCUAUCCUGCACCCUGUUCGGAGCGACGCUACACGGCGUAAUUUGAUUUAUUAUCCGCGCUUUAGCUUUCAACGAGACCCUGCGUGUGAAAUUGACAGCUGUUUAAUGAAUUGGAUUAUGGGCGUAUUUGAUCGUUUUUUAAAAAAUCAUAGCGUGUUUUAGCAGAGGGGAUCCGCAUAUAUGAAGCUGAAGGGAAACAACGAGGGGUGUUCACGGUGCUGCCUUUAAAUUCCACCGAAUGCGUAAAAGCAGCUUUUACGCAGCAGCAGUUUUGUCAGAGCAGGUAAAUUUAAACAUUUUUUUACUCACGGUUUUUUUGUGCGUGUGUGUGGACGUGGAGUAGUGGGCUGAAUGCAACAGCAUGGCGAGGGGGAAGGUAGGCUAAUGGCUGCCUGCAAACCACUUUCUCAGUGUGGAGACAAAGGCAGUCCUCCUCCUGACGGGCAGCCAUUCACCUUGGAUCUUCCACACUCCACAAAUUGAAGCCUGUGCGAUCAUUUUUUUGGCUUUAGCGAGGUUUUCUCACACAUUUUUUAAACGGGAAGGCUCCAUGCACAUGCAUGCACUCACGGUAUAUGCGAGGCGUCAGCUGAAUUGAUUUUGUCCCAAAGAGCUCCGUGAGGAAGGCUUUUAUUGUUGUUGAUGAAGCACUGAAUCGCAGGCAGGCUGUAACUGGCUACAUGUGGAGAUAAUAGUGCUGGGUGAAAUAGCACAUAAUAAGAUAAUACACCUUUGCAAUUUAACACAUUUACUUUAUAUGUUAUUUUAAUUUUUAUUUAAUGGGCUCUCUGAGAAAUCACUGGAACCCCAAAUUGAGAGAUGAAAUUGUAAAUCCAGAACAGUCUGCAGUGUUUGGAAAAUUCAUCCAUGUAGGGUUUAUUUAUUAAUUAAUUUAUCUGUAUCUAUAAAAAUUAAGCUGCCUUCUGUUUGCCUGUUUUAUGUCUGAUUACUCUCAGGCAUCAGUGGGGCACACAUGUGCUGUCACCUAUAGACAAAAGCAUGUAGUAUCUCUCACCGUGGAAUUAAAUUUUAUCUGUAUUUUAAUUUCUUGUUUAUUCCACGCAAUUCCAUUUUUUUUUUAAAGUUGCAGCCUGUAAAUGUGUUUUUACUACUCCAUAUGAUUACCUGACCUGAAAUAGGUCAAAGCAAAUGAAGACAGUGAGAGUUCAGUUAUUCACAUGCACACACACUCACGCGCGCGCACGUGCAACUACACACACACACACAGAGGAUACACACACACACACAUUACAGUAAAGGAGAAGAGUCCAUGUCUUGCAGGAGCUGAUGCAUCUCUGUUGGGAGCAUUUUAAUAAUAUGCUUUAACAGAAAAUAUCACGUUUAUUUAGUGACUUUUCAAAAUAAAAGCACGUUUCUUUCACCUGAUGGUUCACAAAUUGCUCCAUGCACGAUGCAAUUUUAUUUAUUGAGACACUUUAAUGAUAAACAAGGUUAUUUUAGAUCCAAAAUAACACGUAUGCAGAAUUACUGUUUUUUUUUCUUCACUAUUUCAUUGAAGUGUAAAUGGGACUAUAAUGUGAGAGCUGGAUGGAGAUUAUAGAAGCAGGGGGAAGAAAAAAAAAAACGCCUGUAUCAAUCGUAGACAAUAGGACGUGCAGGAGAAGGCAGGCAGCGUUGUUCACCUUGAGAAAUGAGCUGAGCAGGCUUCCAUCAUUGUAACACACCCUAAAUAGGACAGCACAUUUCCUCUUCCAGGAGAAACACCAAGAUUCCUGCAAUGUUGAAAGAAUUCCUAAAAAAUACAUAAAUUGCAUAUUUAUAUAUUUACCGUGAUUUUAAGGAGAGAGUGACAGCUGGCGAUUACUGAUAUGUAUAGGCUGUAUUUGACUUAAAUGUGUGGUCAAAAUCUGAUAUCAUUAUUAAAAAGAAAUGAAUAUAUAGAGGGUUAAAGUGUGCCAUCUGCUCCCUGUGCUUCUGAGUGUGUGUGUGUGUGUGUGCAAUAUGAAGUGCUCCUCUCCAUACGAUGCAUGCAGGCCUAUAUCCCAAGCAGGCUGAUCAAUAGAGCUGAAUGUGAGCCUGCCUCAGUGGGCUAUUGGACGCCUCGCUGGCCGUUUCUAUACGCGCUGACUUGUUUUGCAUCCUCGGUUUUAGGUAGGAAAAUGAGAUUUCAGCUCAGUGUAGAGGAAAUUUUGACAUGACAGAAAGGAUGUCACAGCAAAAUCCAAUGGAGCUGCACUAAUGAUUUGUUUUUUUUUUGUUGCAUUUCAUAGGACUAGACUGCGCUGUCAGUAAUUUUGCAUCGUGUUAUCCUUAAACCGUGCUCUCAUUUGUCUUUAUAAUGAACGCUGCUUUGAUUUUCUCCUUUGGCAGAAAAGAUGAUCGGGGGCUGCUACGUUUUUGGCUGGGGAAGCCUGCGAUCGACUGAAUGCAACACCUAGAUCUGACGGAGAGGAUUAUUAUAUGGGUUGCAUUUGAUUUUCCUGACCUGCCCUAUCCGGAUUUCGGAUUACUAAACAUUCUUCGGAAUGGAAGGACGGGAUUUCGCUGCUCCGGCGCACCUCCUAUCAGAGCGGGGCGCCCUGGUGCACAGAGCCGCCUCUCGGAUCGCUCCCUCGGGCCACAGCUCUGUGCAGCACGCCGGUCACUUCCCGCCGGGGAAAUAUUACCCCUCGCACAUACCAAUGGCUCCCCACUCAGGUUAGUGAAACAUAAACGAAAGGUUUUGUCACACACUAACACAGAGCUGCUGAUAUGUUGUUCUAAUAGCAGCAACAUACAUUUAUCUCAGUGCUGUCUGUUGUUUCAAACGCUCUUGUCAUGAUGUUGCGCCAUAAAGCCUGCUCAUUUAUCAACGUUGAGUACAUUGCUGUAGCCUGCAUGUGAAGUGAAGCACAAAGCUUAUUAUUAUUAUUUUUUGCAGAAAAGGGGCUUUCUAUUAAAAAGUGGUUGCUCAGCUCAGGUGUGGCUGUUGACAGAGUUUCACAGUUCAAAUAUCAUCUAAUAAAUCAGGUGAUAUUUGAUUUACUCCAGGCCCACAAUCAGAAAUUUUGAUUAAGCUGAAUCAACAUUAAAUAUCUCAAAGGUAAUAAAGGCAUCUUAGUUAAACAAAUAGACAUUUGAGGAGUUAGGUAAAUGCCAUGGUAUUUAAAAAUGGCAUUUAAGAUCUGUUUUAGUUUGCUCAUAGAGACUUCUUGGGCUCUGCAUGGUUUCCCAUUGGCUCUGGAGCGGAAUCUGAAAUGAGAUCUUGUCAGCCUAAGUUAAAUUGAUAAGUGUCACACUGGUGUCAGGCUUAAACAAGGCCCAUACCUAAAUCCUGAGUGAGGAAAGGAUGGAGCAGGAUGAGCAGGUCUGCAUGAGUUGCAGCGUAUGGACAAGGGCAAUAGCAGAAAAUACUCCUCCUAUAUUAGGCUUCAAAGUGUCAGGGUGCAAAUGUGUUCACAGCACAUGCAUCAGGUUUAACAAGUGACUUGGGUAUCUUGUGUACCAAAAUGUACAUUUACAAACAUGGGGGGCACACAUUACCACUCCAGAGGACAGAAUCAACUUUCACAGCUGAAAAAAUCUUCAAAAUAAAACACAGAAUCCUGAAAAUACAAAAUCAUAGCGGCGCUUUUACUGCAGAGGUUUUGUUAAGAUAUUUUUUCGCAUCAUUUUUAUUCAAAGGUGUUUCACUGCAUCAAUAACAGGUAUUUUUUUCCCUCCUAAUUAGCAUUGAGAUAAAGAGUAAUUUUCUAACUCAUAGCAUUGUAACAAACUGGAUCACAACACGCCGUUGUAGCUCCUAUUUUGUCCAACCCUGUUAAACAAAAGAAAUGUAAAUAAGUCACAACAGAGGCGUAUUGAUUGCAUCAAACAGUUACACUUCUGAGGCACUUUCCUUUGAAAAUAUGGUAAUGUUGCUUCUAAAAACAUGUUAUCAUGCGGCAGCGGAGGAAUCUAGGGUCAGUGCGAAGCAGGGAAAAAUUAUCCCUUUAAAGUUAUUUUAUGUAACGUAUAUGAGCUAAAACAAAAAGCUGGAAGCUGGCUCGGUGUAGGUGGUUGUUGCAGGUUGUUAAACACAGUUGCCUGUUUAGGUGAUCUUGCAUUAACUAGGUUUUAUUUAUUAAGUUGUUUGUGUAUUUUUUUUUACCCUUUAUAUCUUAUUAAGCUCUUUUAUUCUGUGCAGUAUUGUGGCACUCUAAUCAAAGAUGUGUUUUAACUCACUUUGUUUAUAAAAAUCCAGAUUUCAUUUGCAAAAUCAUGCUAAACAUGAAGUAUAAUUAGCCAUUCAGGAGAAUUCAUGGGCGCUGUUCACCAUUCAUCUCUCACCAUUCAUGUUUGCUUUUGGCAGUACUCACACACACACACACACACAAACACACACACACUCACAGUGCCUGCGUCCGUAUGUUUUUUUUUGUUUUUUUUUCUCCUCUUAUGGAUGUUUUGUAGAGAGCAUGAAGGCUAAUGCUGGCUACAGGGUACAGGUGCUCCCCCGACCAGAUUCGGUGUUUCUUUUGUAAUGUUGUGCUGCACCAACAAGAAGACCGACCCUCCAAAUGUCAUCGCCGUUCAAUGAGCAGCACAGGUGGUGUAUUGUUCUCCACGGGCUCGUCAGUUACACAUGGGUGUGACUGGAGACAAGUCUGCCUAAUAUCCUCAAGAUUUGGAAAAUGACUUUAAUUCUUUGCGUUUCAGGUAUUUUAUUAAAUUAACACGGGGAACAAUUUCAUGAGUUUGCAUUGUAUCUAAAUCCCCUCCAGGCGGUGUUAAAAUUAUGAUGUUAUUGCACUCUGCAGAUGCGCAAUCUUUGAUUUAUUAUCUUAAUAAUAUUCCAAAAUGUCAAGCAUGUUAUGAUGCAAAUAAGUGGAUGAGAAGGAAAAAUCCAACAAUUAUUCAUGGCAUAUAUUUUUAAGAUGGUAAUUCAUCAAAACAGCACAUACUGCAGGUUUGUUAUCCAUGUGACAAAAGAGAAAAGAGACAAAGCGAGAAAAACUCUCCAAAAAGCCAAAUUUAUUUUUAAUUUCUCACUUUUUUUUUUCUUUUCAUUCAGUAUCCCCACGCGAAAACAGGCCAUUCACACCACAUCCAAUCAGCUAAAUGACUGUGUCUUGUCUGACCAAACUGACCGGUUCCAGUCUGUUGUUCUUCCUGACAGGCCAGGUCAUUAGCGUCCCCUCAAGUGUCCCCGUAUGCUAGCAACAUUAGCACAACUGAGAAUGUUGUUUGCUGAGUGUGUUGGAUCCCUUCAGUUUUCUCUGCACUUUCCCCCUGGGGACUAACUCGCACACUGGUUCACAUGAAUACUUUACAAAGAGCAUGAAUAUUUCAGGGUUGAUGUAAAAAUGCAUUCGGAGGCAGGUUUCUGAUGUGACUCCUUGAAAGGCCUCCUCUGACUUUGCAGAGGUAUUUAUUGGGAGCGCUCUCUUCACCCCCUUCUGCUAAAAGAGAGCGAUGGCGUUUGCAACACCCUGCCUUGGCUUUGUUCCCAGUUGUGUUUUAGAAUUUAACAGAUUUCGGGAGGAAAUUUCCUUGAUUUUUUUUCUCGCGCGUGCUGGCGAGUUUGUUUCAAUAAGGCGAGAACACACUCCUGCUUUCUUGUCCGCUGAACCGCGUUAACAUUGAAGCAGUAGAGAUUCUGUCAGUGUGCAUUUGCCGCUGUCCAUCUUCACCUACUACAAGCAGUCGUUUGUAAUGCAUGUCAGGUGGUCGAUUUAUAGUUUGCACUGUGUUCAGGGAAUGUGACAUUGGAGCAACUUCUUUCUGUGUGCCUGCUGAUACAGUGAGAAGCAGACCUGUUAACUCAUCUAAUGCAGCCUAAUUCAGCCAAUUCAUUUACAAGGUCUUUGAAAUAGUAAUUUUAUCUUCCGCUGGCUCCGGCGCGGAGUUUGGAGACUGUCUCGACUUGGCUGCGAGGCUGGGAUUCAGAUGUUGGAUAGUGUCAAAGGAGGAGACACAGUGGAGCUGUCUUUACUGCUGGCAUUUAUGGCUGGGGGCUCAUCUUUCAGCCAUAUUGUUCUGAUCAGUGUGCUGUGGCUGAGGUGUGGCUGUGUGAAAGCAGCAGGGGGGCUUCAGAGGCUGUCCAUGGCUGAGCUCUGCUCUAAACACCCCAUGUAAUCAAAGGUCAUAUUUGUGUCAUCUGGCUCGCUCGCUCUGCCUCCCCUUCCUUUGCGUCUCCUCUGUCUCCCCCUGCUCGUGAGCCGUCCUCUCUCUCCUCCCCUCCAUUUCUCGGCCUCCUUUUCUUUCCAGCAGGAAGACCCUUGUGUCUGGGAAGCGGUGGUCUUCCUGCCACCUCUGUUUUGGCCACCCUCCCCUGCCCCGGGCCAUUGUUGCAGACCCCAGCUUUGUGUGUGUUUUACGGCUGCUGUUAAAGAUAAAAAACAGUCCCUUCCACCCCCUUUAUUGUUUUCUGGUAGGAUGUCCCUGUCAUUCCCUCGGUUUUUAUGUCCUCACUGGAUAUCCGAGCAGCUCCCCCCUUCAAAGGUUAGCUAUGCUGUCUGCCUUCUCCCAUUUUUUCCCUCCAAAGGGGAAUAAAUAACUUUACUGAGACUUUUAUUGAACGUCUCAUUGCUGGAAUAUCCCAUGGGUCUGUGGUUGUUAGGAAGACUCUUCAAAGACAAACACAGGUGUUUGGAGGAGUUAGCAAAGGGCUGGUUACAACCAGGGUCUUUAAAAGAACAAACCCCAGCGAGUGGGUGAGGGUUGUUUGUGGGAAGGGAGGCUUCUUCUUCUUCUUCUUCUUCUUGGCCUUGUAACUCUUGUGUUGUGAGCACUCACUGUUCGUCCCCAGCUUCCCUUUGGCUUAACCUACCUCCCCAUCCUCGUUGACCCCGGACAAGAGCGGCGGCUGGAGUGUGUUGCGUGCUCAGCGUAAUUAUUUAGCAGAACAGCAACCAGCCACGACUGGAAGUCUGCGCCUGUCUUUCCUUUUUUAAAAUUUGAAUAAGUUAAGAGAUUCGGUGGGAGAAACUCAAGAGCUGGGUGAAAAGGAAACUGAUAUCUUGAAUAACACAUCUUAAAUAUUACAUUAAGAGGCUGUAACUCGGCGCUGUGACAGAACGUGGGUCCUAGGCCAAGUUGUAUUUAGCUCAGGUCCUCUCUCUCUCUAAAACAGAGCAGGAACCUCGGUCUGCCGUCGUGCUCGUUUUGUGGACUGUUGUGAGAUGACACGGUUCAGACCUGAUGUCACUGGAGUUACCCUGAAGAGUGGAGGUGUCGCUUGGCAUCGUACACCUGGCUGAAAUAGCACCUCGCCGAACGCAGCCGCCAUCUGUCACCAACCCCCGACACCCCCCCCCCAGUGGAAACCAAAUCGACUCGCAAGGGCAGUAAACUGUUUAUGAAAGGAUAAGUCCCCUGCAUGUAUUCGAAUACCUUUGACAACUUGAGUAAGACGCACUUGGCGUCUUUCAAGUGGGUUCAGGCAUCAGUAUCAUUAAAACUCUGCCAAGCCUCAGACUAUCCCUGAAGAUUUCCUGUCACUAGUGGAUCAUCGUACAAGGUGUCCAAUAUCCACUCAUCAAAAAAUAAGUAACAGCAUCUGGAUUCCAGUACACCCAGGUAACUUAAGUGACAGCUCUUUUUCGUUGCAUUUCUUUACUCAUCAGCAAAACUGUCCGCAGAAAGUGAAGGCUCAGGCUUGGGUGUGAAAAAAAGAAAAAGAAAACAGGGGUCUGGCUCUGAGAGAGAACUCCAGCUAGUGAGUGUCCACGCUGCCUCGGAGACCGGGCUCUUCAAACAGACCGCCACCCACGCUACAGUACCCUGUGGCAUGAUGCCACAGAGCCCUCGCCUGGAGCACGGGGCGUGUACUCAGGACAAACACAAAGGAGACCCACGGGUGAGAGUGAGGGCCAGGGUAAUACCUUCCUGUAUCAGAUUCCAGCGUAUUGGAUUUCAAAACCUCCUGGACUAUUUUUACUCUCAACACGAGGAAGUGAGAAGUUGCAUUAGGAAUCCAACGAGGCUAUGAAAGUCUUUUGUUCGCUUCUCAUGACAGACGCACACCAAAGCUAAAAGUUAGUCUGAAGUGAUACCGCUGAGAUUGAAAAGACUGAAACAUUCACCCAAAGUCAACUAUUGCUGUUUUGUUUGUGAUUCGAAUCUCCCUCUUUUUUUUUUGCUUUCUCUUUUUCUUUUUGUCUCUCAUCCACCCCCCCUCCUCGUUCUCCCUCCUUCUCCUGGUAUCAGGCUGCUUCUCAUCAGGCAGCCCCAGGCCCACCUAAGCGCACGGCCGUAUUGCAUGUGACAGCUGUUAGACAUUAUUAACGGCUCAAGCAGAAAAUCCAGAUUACUUGUUUUUUAAUUUAAAUUUUAUGAUUGUAAUCGGUCAGUGAAAAGGACAAAAAGAGGGGCAGUUGCUCUAUUGUUAUCCGCAGAUUUGUGGUCACUGACAAUGCUGCGCCGCACAUGGCUGCGUAUAAGCGUGUUGGGUGAUGUUUGGGUGGGCACGCGGGUUUGCACGAAUGUGUGCGUGCGUGUUACAGGGAUUUUUUUUUUUUUUCCAAACGCCCCCCCACUACAGCCCAGGCACCCUGUGGUUGACUAUGAGGCCUAGACAGGUGCAUUGUUAACCCUCUAACGUCUGAGUCUGUCUGUGCUGACUCUGCCGACGGUGCUCCUGGCAACAUGUCAUGCUAGUGGCACAUCAUGCAAAAGAAGUGCCACCUUUUUGUACAGCCUUGGGAUGCUUUGCUCUGCUAAGAUACUUUUAGGAAAGCGCACGUUUUCAUCUCUCAGAUUCAGGCUGCGUGCACGCAGGAUGCCCAUUGGUUUAUUCAGAAUUCUGCGCAGCACAGGCUGAAAUUUGAGGCGCACCACCAAUGCAUGAUUCCUUUUGAAAGGGAAACAAUUAUACCACUCUGUAGCUGUUCCUCUUCCAUGCAUCCUUUCAGUUCCUGUUUUGUUUUAGUAUUAUAUUUUCUGUAUUUUGAAGUUCCCCAUUCCAAAUAGCAGACCAGGAUCUGUAAGUAUAGGGGCAUGUUGCAGUUAGAGAGGCAGGGCUGAGAGCAGAAACACUCAAAUAAUGGGCCAAGACUCAGUGACUCUGAAUGCAGAAGCAGGCAUGUAUGACACUGUGCCAAACAAUAAGGUGCUCAGCUGAAUAUAUGCAAAGAAUUGCCAUUAAAUAUACAUGCAGCAUGCCUCUCAAGGAUGUGUCAGCCUUUUUUUGUGAGAAAACAAAGAUUAGCAUCAGGAAUUCCAUUUUAAUAAGUCUCUUGGGAGCAUCCAAACAGCUGCCUAGUCCUCAAUCCAAAGGGGACUUGUUGCUCUCUCUCUCUCUCUCUCUAGCACAUGCAGUUCCCCCUCUCCCACUUUCAUUCAUGGACCUCCCAUGCUUCCUCUGACAUUGAUUAAAACAAAAUUCCUGCACUCAUCCUCCCCAAAUGGCUUGUUUUAUUCUGCACGUUGUCUAUUUCUGUUCUCAUUUUGAUACCCUUUCUAUCUUACAUCCACCUUUGGGUGUAAUGGUGCAAAGUGACUUUAAUUCAGCAUAGUUUGGGGUUAGAGAAUCAUUGACCGAGCUGUCAGUUGAUAUGGACUGGCGGUCGGGUCAGCUGAUGUACCCCGGGCUGAGCUUGACUUUGUGGCCUGUCUAAAAACGAACACUAUGCUCAAUUAGGAAGAAAAAAAAAAACACAGGAUCCAAUAUUAACACCCGUUGAGAGCCAAAUGCGGAAAGAUUUUCUGUUCCAAGUUUAUUUGCUACAUUUUGGGUAAAUAUUUGUAUCAAAAUAGUGGAAUAAUCUCACCGGAUUUGUGUCUCACUUUGGUGUUGCUGCAGCUUCUUUUUUCUGCUUCUCUGCUGUCUGCACGCCAGAGCCGUGCAGGGACGGGCUACAACACACAAACACAUGCAUUCAAAAACACACAGUUAGCCACAUGCCAAAGUUUACCACACUGAAGUCUUUAUGACAAGGCUGUAAACGAAAGGGCCGUCCAGUCCUGUUGAACCUGCAAGAGCCCCUAUACAUUCCUUUCCUGAGAGAUAGCGCAGCCUUUGCGCAGUUAAGAGGUUCACUCUUUGCCUGUAACGUACAAAACCUGAUCACAUGUAAAAGGAAUUAAAACUUUGCUCAACUAGAGCCAAAAGUGCGAUAUGGAAGAGUUCAGUACAAAUAACAUCUACCCCUACCCCUCUACUGUCCCCCAUGUGUCUUCUCCUGCCCUUCACCUCAUUCUGCUGUUUUUUUGGUCCCUUCUUCCUGUUGUGACCACUAGGCUACACUGCAUCCUCUCUCUCUCUCGUACAGUAUGUGUCCUGAGGAUCUGGGGCAAAUGACUGGCUCCUCAGCAACAGAUGUGUGUUUGUCUGCUGGUGCUGCAUGCAUUAGCUUUCUCUGCUUGCCAUGCACGGCCACUGACCUACCCUCUGGUGAGAGCGGGAGGGGAGGGGGGGAUCGAGAAAGUUUGUGUGUGCGCACGAGAAAGGGACAGACAGACGGAGAGAGAGGGAGAGAAAAAGAGAGAGGAGAGCGACAGCAAGAGUAGAUGCACACUGUCACAUGCUGUCAUACACUUACUGGUGCAUUGCAAGCAUGUGCACACAAAGGCACACUCGCACAUGUGCGCACUGGCGUGCACACCCGCACGUCCUACACACUCACACAUCUCGCUUCCCAGGAGGCCAUGAGGCCAGUGGGACAGAGCGAGCUUGAGAGUCUGGUUCGUCUGUUUACAUCUAAUUAUAGAAACAGGACUAUUUCUGCAACCACUGCUCCGGCUUUUUUAUACUCUUACAAGAGGGGGGGAGGGAGGGAGGGAGGGGAGGGGAGUGAGAGCGAGCAGAAAAACAAAGCUUUGACAGCCUUUUCUCACAAUGGUGAACGGUUAUCUCAUCCCCUCAGCGCUGCUACAGUCUGCAGGCUCUCGGUACAGUACAACAGGAGACAGAAGGGGAGGGGGAAGUGUCGUAUAGUAAGCCCUCUCAUCCUCAUCUAACAUGAAUGUGCAAAUUUACGAGAACUGAGCAAAGGCAAACACGGCCAUGUAUUUCCCCCCAUUAGCCCCGCUAAUACAUUCAGUUGACAUUCGCCCCGAUAAAGAGAGAAUAAUUUUUUCACCCCCCGCCCCGUGGGCUCUCUCUCUGACCCCGCAGAAGAGGCUGUCCAUCACGGCAGUCAAAACAAAAGGAAGGAAAAGUUCAUAGUGAGGAUUAGUCUUGUGUAAAAUGUAUCCAGUAGUAAAGAGGCACGGCCAGUGCAGUAGUUAAUCCUCGGGCUCGGUGGCUGAUAUCCAGCUGAGUGGCUGUUGUUAGCCAGGGGGGCCUGGAGGGGAGAAGCUGUCAGGGAGACGCUGUGCUGCCUGUUGGCUCGCCUGGGGUUGCCAGGUGAGAGCCAGAUCAGGGGCGGGGUCGGGCCUGUGGGUCCGAGCCGGAUAGGUUGCAGCCUCUUGCAGGUGCUUUCAUAAAAAAGCCCCCUAGGCGGAUUGCACAGACCGCUGGAUGCAACCUGAGCCAGGUGCUCCCCAUCCCCCCCGACCAAAUACAUAAACCACUACAUAAUGGAAAUGUGUGCUUGAAUUCACCCCACCGCCACCACCCACGCCACCGCUUUUAUUCUGAGACAUGGCAGGUAAAUUAAUUGGCUGUGAGUAUGUAACUUAUAUGCCGAGAUAAAGGUGCGCUGUCUGGCCAAGGCGUAGCGUAACGGCCGUAAUGAUGGCUCCAUUGUGUUGAUGUUGAGGGGGGUAGUUAGCGGCACAGCCAGCGGGGCCUUUGCUGGAGGGCUGGAUAGUCUCUGAUUAAUAGUGGGGAAUGCUUUGAAGUGACACCCAAGUGCACCGACUCAUAGGCUAAUAGCAAAACCAUCAGUAUAGGGAGUGCUCCCUCUUCCUCAGUCUUCAUUAGCUAACGUUUCCCCCUGCACUACCUCGCCACCCUCUCCUCACACGCCUGCCUCAUCUACAGAGACUCGCCAGGAGCUCCUGUUUUUUUUUUUCCUUUUUCACAAUUGUUUCAUGAUUUUGCCGUCAUUUCUCUCUGUCACAACCUGUAAAAGAAAAGAUUUUUUUUUUCCACCACAGAGGCACGGCUCAGAGCGGAGGCCUUUGCUUCCCAGAGCUCAGCCGCAUAGGUGAACCGUGGCACAGCCUAAGGACUCACGGGAUCGAUGCUGCACAAGUGGGACACGGCUCGGGACUAUUCCCAGGAUCCAUUUUGAUCUCCCAGACUGACAGACGAGCUGCAGCUGCGGGUGUGUCUGCGCGAGUGUCAAUGCGUGUGUGUGUUUAAGGGGAUCGAGGCAGGGAGGCAGGGUUGGGUCUGUCAGCUGUUGGAGCAAAGUAAACUAUUAGCGGUGGGAGAAGGCAGUGUUUCCAGUGAAGAAUUAGACCCACUUCUAAUUGCAGUGAGGUUGGGCUAUGAUUACAUGCUGGCUAAUGCACUGACAGACCUCUCACUUGGCUGGCUCUCAGAACGCUGCUGAAAUGGCUGAAUGCCUUUUGGUUAUACAGCAUAAUGGGAGGGUGUGUGGACGCACGUGUGAGUAUGUGUGUUUGCUACGUGUGGGUGGCUGCUUGUGUGUAUCUUGUGAUUAAUCCUGCUUUUCAGAGCGGGUUUUUUGGCAUGAUUUUUUUUUUCGUGAGUUUUGCCUUUCGCUUCGUUUUCCGUGUGAUGGCUGUUCUCCGCUCGUUUCUUGAGUGCCUGUUGUUGUUUGUAGUGGAAGCAACUUUUCUGUCCAAAUCAAAACUCAGCUGGUGUAACUCUCUCUGAGCAGUAUGUAAGAAGUGUGUUUUUGAGUUUUUUUGUGUGUGUCGAGUGUGUGUGUGUGUGCGUAUGCCCACGGGAAAGAGCAAUCAAAGGAGCUGUGUGGUGGAGAGAUUGUAUAAAAGGAGUGAGAGAGGAAACAGAGUGGCAGGCAGCUGAGAGGGCAGCAUGUGGGGGUGGACGGGGGGCUGAUGCAGGUGCCUAAUUCUACCUCAGCCCUGGGCGUUUUAUAUUCCAUCCAUCGCUUUCUUUUCUGCACUUCGUGGUAUGUUGUAAAUCCACCUGCUUCAAUUAAAGCGCUGAUCAGCCAAUAUAUCUGCGAUAGUUAUCACAAUAAUAACACACACAGAUGGAUUUACGCUGCAUUGCACUGUAAGUCUGUUACAUAAAUAAUCGGCGAAGAAUUUUAAGGAGCUGUGUUCAUUUUUCACCUCAUAAUUUUAAUUACUUUUUUUUUCUUUCUUUUUUUGAAGAACAGCUUGUUCUCAGGUGUGCAGGCGGCCACGUUUUCAAGAAUCUGUGGUUUACAGUUUUGCCAGACAGUGUUGUAAAUCACAUCCCAUUCCUGGCAUAUGGGAUGACAGUUAUGGGAGUGUAUCUGCUGUUUCUCCAUCAGGACCUCAGGCUUGUCUUAUCUCUUGUUUAACUAGAUAGAAGGACGGUGUUGUCAUUGUGGUUUCUCUAAGGGUCAGGAGGUCAAGGAUCUUUCAGCACAGUUACAGGAGACCUUUUCAUAUUGAGAGUCCACAUCUGUGCAGAACCCAAUCCUCAAUCCAGCAACAAUACAACAAUGGUGACCCCAUGUUUACACUAGGGCUGGGCGAUAUGGCCUCAAAUCAAAAUAUAUAUAUAAAUACAAAUAAAUAUAUAUAUUGAACAUUUCACCUCGAUAACAAUAAAUGGACUGAAUCACUAGAAUCAGUUCAUUAAAAAGAUUCAUUCAAAAGAUUCGUUCACUGAAUCAUUCAGCGCGUGGUGGGAGGAGCCUGCGACUCUGACUUUCUGAUCUGAUACACAGCGGAAUGGUUCAGGAUUCAGCUCAGAUCAUAUUCUCCCUCCGUCACUCCUUUCAAGAGUUUGCUACAGCUGGUGAGUCUCGCUCGCUUCUCAUUACUUCCAGCGAAACGUUUUAAGAUUUUUAACUGGGAACUAAAUCUGUUAAAACAACAGGGAACAACGGUCGCCGUGAAAGUGUAUCCCUCAGACGAAAAUGAUUCCAGAGAGUGUAGUUCACUGCGUGAUUAGUUCACCAAGUGAUUCAGGCUCGGUUCAGCAGGUUCACUUAAAAGAUUCGGUUCUUUUGAAUGAAUAAUUCGCGAAUGACACAACACGAGGUCACCCCCUCCCACAUUAACUUCAUCUACUUCAGCCGCCCUUUCAACUUUUGAACUGUCCUCCAUCUUCUCACCUGUCUUUCCCUCUUUGUUAUGGACUGGAUGUGGUGGAAUCACGUCUCUAACGUAGGACAGCGUCUUAAAGGGACAUGACACAUAACCUACCUACAUAGAUCUAAAGCCAAUUUUUAUUUAUUCAUUUAUUUGACAGUGAAUAUAUUGACAUGGGCAAAAUGACAUUGGUGUCGUAAAUUUCGGUACCGGUAAAUUUUAUCGCCCAGCCCUAGUUUAGAUGCACAUAUAUUUCAAGCCCCGUUAUAGCUAGAUUAGGACUUCUUUCCUUGUCCAAGUAUACAAGCACCAGGCAAAAAUUCAUGCAUCUAUAAAAAUAUGUCGCUUUUCAUCCAGUCACUAUCAGACCUAUUGUGUCGAAUACCAAAACAAUCGACAUACAAGCAGAAAAAACGACUGAUGGUUUAAGCUGGACCAACAUGUUAAUAUGAAUUUUAAAAGUCAGAUUUUUGUCGGACAGAUGCGAUAAAUCAACUCUUUUAAUAUCAUGAUAAUUAGGGUGACCAUAUUCUGAAUCUCCUGAAAGGGGACACGACUACGCUGGGGCAGAGUCCCAGAGUCCCAGAGUUGGGUGUAGUUGAUUUUGACAGUUUUUAAGGCAUUUUUUUUACAUGCUUCUAACUCAGUAAGUCCAUGCGACAAAAACUCUAAACUUCCAUUCAAAACCCCAGGAUUUUAUAAACUCCCCCAGACAAGGCCGGACAGCCGGACAGACGUAUGGUCACCCUAUGAUAAUGCAGUGAGUGAUCCCUCCAGUGCUUGUACAGUCAGGGGAUUACUUGAUCCCACCAUAGCUCCUCUGUGUUAUCCAUAUAUUCAUUAAAAGGAAUAAAAUAUUUGCAGACAAUACAUGGUAUGGCUCUGUUCUGGGAGCGCCCUGCCCCUCCACAUACGUUCCCACAUGCCAAAGCCUACAGCUGGGAGAGCAGAAGCAAAGACAUCCCCGGUACAGAGCGGAUACUUCUUUUCAGAUGUCAACCAGAUCUCUGAGAAUAUGUCGAGCUGGAGUUUCACCGUGUGCAUCCCUGCUGAUGACUCCCAGGGUGAGUGACGGGUCAUGGGAGGCCGGUUUCGUCUUAGACUUCAGGGUCAGUGGUAGACCUCCAAGAGACAGCUGCUGAGGAAUCAUAAAUGGAUUUUUGGAUAUGCACAUGUGCAGUUGUGGGUGGGUUAAGCAGGACAUGUGCUGAAUUUAUUUUAGCGAUGAGGACAAUCUGUACUUCCCUGGCUAGACCGGUGACAGACUGGGGAGGAAUGUGGAGAGAAGUGGUCAUCCUUCGUAAUAGCACACUGCUAGGCCAGAGUCAUCUGCAUGCUCGGAAACUGGAUGGAUCAAUACCACUGGUAUGGCGGAGGUGGACUAAACUAUGCAGCUGUGUGGGCAGAAGAAGAUGAUUGGGCUUGCUGGGACAUGUAACAGAGCUGCAUGUGUCUCAUGUAUGGAGACUUUUUUUGGUGUGUGUAUGUAAAUGUGUGUAUCCCCAUCUGACAGAUCUUCUUACAGAAAGUGAGGCUGCUUUGAGGAUCGAUACCGACACACUGUCUGCACCAGUACACACACAAACACACGUACACACACGGCGUACACACCCUUUUACGCUCUUCUGUCUCAUCUGUCAGUUGACAGAGUUUUCUCCAGCUCUGUGGGUUCUCUUUCCAGCCAAGCAGAUGGUGAACACUCAGAAUGAAAGCAGAUCCUAAGUCCUUUUGGAUCUCCAUCAAUCCGACAGUCUCUGGGACCGUCCUGCGAGGGGGCUCAAGUUUCUCAGCUCUGACUGGCUCCUCAACCGGGGAGGGGGGGGGGGGGGGUGUAGUUGCUACCUCCUUGUCCGUCACUUUUUUUAAUCUCACGUUCACAUGCACAAACGCCGCAGCUGAGAAGGAGCUGCUGACAGUUGCUCACACUGCUCGCUCCUUAUGCUCCCCUCGCAACUCAGCUGCUAGCUCCAAACCCAGCAGGGUGCCACAUCCUCUCCCAUUGUUUGGUACAGUACUGAGAGCUCUUUCCCUUUGACUUUCCUCCUUUGCGUACCUGGAGUGGCAGCUGUGCCCUAAAGCCCCUCCCUCCCCGAACCCCACCACCCCGCGUGAUUUUAUGUGACAGAACGAGCGGGAUUUAUUUCAGCACGCGUGUUUGGAUCUUUUAACAGGGCUGGUUUGAAGGCGUGUCUCUUUGAAGCCUUCACCACUCUUAACUGUAAGUGAUUUUACGAGACGUGUUUCUGUGCCAGUCAGCCAGACCACCGCGCCACAACCAGAUCGGCGGAGAGAGAGAGAGAAGGACAGGGAUGCCAUUCCAGCAGAAACCAUCUGGGAGAAAGUGUGUGUUCUUGCGUAUGCGAUUCUGCACAUAUGUUUGUGUAGGUGUGUGUUUGCACGCAUGUAAAGGGAGAGAGUUGGUUAGCGCUGGCUGUGAGAGGAGGGGGAAAAAAAAAAAAAAGUUUGGCUCCUUGAGGGAGGCCUCUACUGCCCCUGCCUGCGUCUCCUGAUUUAUGAGCUUGUGAAGGAAAUCUCUCAUUUGUCACAUUUCAUCUCUUUUCUCCACAUCAUCCUUUUUUCCCUCUCACUCUCACUCUCUCUCAUGGAAUUCAGCUUUUCCUUAAAUCUUCCACUAUUUCCAGAGAAUAGAGAGGAAGAGAGGAUUCGAGAAGAGGGGAAAAAAACAAAAAAAGGAGCUCUUUUCUGUCUGUAGUUAGUUAUAACCAUAGCAAACAAAAGCCUUGUCUAAGUGGAUAUGUUUUAGUAAAUAUUCAUAGGUGUUGACAUGCUUGUGUAAUGUAUUUUGUUUGUGGUAAGGAUGCGUGUCAUUAGGCAGUGUGUAUACUUUCUGCCUGUGAAUAAUUCAAAGCACUUGUUAUGGUGCUGUUUCUGCUGCACAGUGGUUUGAACAUUAUUGUUAGGGGAAAAUAAAACAUCAGUUCUGAAUAUUCUCCGCGCGAUGUGUGCGUUUGUGUGUGUGUGUGUGUGCGUCUUUUACAGCUCCGUUUUCACCGAGCUGUUCGGUUCAGUCCAGCUCGGCACACGAUUAUUUCCGUUUCUAUUGUCAAAAAUUUAAAGAAGGCACCAAAAUACCCAAUCUGAGCUGUCCUACUUUUUUGGAAUCCUGUGUACCUAUCCGACCUUAAAGGGUGGAGUUAGAAGAAAAAGAAGAAAUAUGCCUUUAAUUUGAUGUUAUUUAAAGCUACCAUGAGAGGAUUUUGGUCUGUGUUGAUUUUGUCUCCCCCUGUAAAGGAAGCUUUACCUCUUAUCUCUUGUCCUCGUAAAGUAAAAGUUGUAUUUCAGACAAAGAAUUAAAAUGACAAUGGAGAAAAUGAUCCGACUUCUUGCUUUGAAGGUCAAAAAGAGGCAUCCGUAUCAGUUACAAUAUUUUCCUUAACUAGUUAAAGCUCCUAUAGGGAAUUUCCCGCUGGAUCUAAAACAGUCAAGAAUCAUAACAAACAAGACUAGGGUGACUAUAAGUCCUCUUUAACCCGGAAAUGUCCUCUUUUUGGGGGGCUGGAAGUUUUGAGUUUGAGUUGCGUGGACCUACUAAGUUAGAAGCACGGAAAAAAAACCUGACGCGGCCCGAAAAACUCUCAAAAUUAACUAUGUGUGACUCUGUGACUCCGCUCCCAUGUAGUCAUGUCCUAUUUUUGGGGAUUCAGGAUAUGGUCACCCUAAAAAAGACUAUUUCUGAUGUCUAAAAACAGUGGUCAGGGGUAGCGCCGGGCUAACUGUCUAACUGUGUGUGGCUUUGUGACUUUUUAACCUUUUCAAGUAAAGAUUCCUGUGUCAGAAGACAGCAGAAUGACUUUUUAAUACAUUUAAGACGAACACGAUCAAUGACAACUGUUUACUUCAAUCACUCAAUAACGGCCCUUCAAAAUAAAAGCACUGUGUCAAAGCAAGGGCAGUCUCGAAAACAGACACAGGCUUUGUUUUGAGAAGCAUUUCAGAUGGCCUUUCAUGCUAUAUUUUUCAUGCUUGUGACAUAAAUAUAGUUUACACAGCCAAUACAGCCUUAACCUCAACAUUUUUCUGUCUAUUUUGGCACUGAAUCUGCAUGUGGCCUUCAAAAAAAGCCCUCUGUACAGGGUCUGGAUUAACUGCGCUGAAACAAACAAGGCGAAUUGAUAGAAAUGCAUCAUAUGAGAGUGUGUAGAGCAUUUGUGGCCUCAGGGAUAUUUGUGCGCACACAAGUUUGCUGCUAAUGUCUGCUAGCCAGUGCAUCACCACACCGGGGUCACAGUCAGGUCAUCUGCAGACUGGAGCCUUAGCAUGUAUGAGUGUGUGUACGUGUGAAAACGUCAAUGUGCGCUCAUCAAGGGUUUAUGUGCCUGUGCGUGCACCAUACUCACUCAGGUGCUACCUAUAAAUCCACCUCACCCUUUCCUGGCCCGCUGAGGACACAGCGGGAGUGGUGAGGAGCGGCGGUAGUGGUGGUGGAGGUGUUGUGGGGGGCUUCACUCUUUUUCUAAGCGGGGGAGGAGAGAGGAAAGGGAGGGAGAGGGUAAAGGGUUAGAGGGGAAGGGAGAUAAAUGAGGGAGGGGGCUUAAUGAGAGCCCUGGCUCACAUGAUUAUGGGACUAGCUGAUAGAAAUCAGGAUCUUUCUCAAAGAAGUCAAUUAACCCCCUCCCCCUUCCCUAAUUAUGCAUGGAUUGCUCCACUGGCUCUUUACUGAUAGGGUUGCACAGUUCAGCUCAAUGUGCGGAGUCAUGCUGCCUGAGUCUACACGGGUUUCUGUGUACUGUGAGAAGCAUUUGUCAAUUUUUCUCCUCCAGAAUCUGUUUUCUGCUUGCUUUAAACUGUGUCUUUAAAGCCAUUAGUUACCCGCUGCACCCCCUCCCCCAUCUUUCUUCUCGCAUGACAGGCUGUGAGCCAGUACCAGGCAGAUCCGGGAGGGGGCUCCACCCCAGGAGGCCUCUGGUCAUUAGUGCAUUAGAGGCUCGCUGAUGGCUGAACUCUGUGGUCAGAGUAAAUAAGCAAUGUAGUAGAAUGUCAACAUGACCAGGCGGCUCCUUCACAGCACCCAGUGUUGACAUAACUGCUCUCUUAUCUGAGAAGUGCAAAGCCCAGCCCCACAAUAGAACACUGUGCCAGAACAAAUACAGUAUGGAGAUAGAAACCACACACACACACGCACACACACACACUAUGUGAGGGAAUGUGUCGCAUGGCUCUACAAGUCAAAGCUGCUACUGUCGCCGUCAAUAUGGCACAAAACAAUGCAUGACUGCAGCUUUUGCUCCUAGUGUGGGCUGCUCCUGCUUUCGGACAGCUUGAUGUUCAUGUGAGCUCUUGAAAAUAAUUCAGCGUUAAGGAUCGUAGGAAUUUCAGAGGCUGUUUACAUGGAAACGUAUCCAAUAGUAAAUGUGAAACCAAAGUUGUCUUUUGGGCUGUUGCAUACUUCAGCAUUUUUUGCAGAACUGCAUGCACACAGAAUAUUUUCCUUACACUCUAAUAUGAAUGCAGAUUUAUUUCUCUAGCUGUUGCAUUUUCGUCCUUACAAAGCCAAAGACUUUGUACUCCACGGGGUUAAAGACUUCAUACGAGCUUGACCGUCAGGAGAUGAGCUGUGCCAUCAGACUUAAGUGAAUUUGGCUUUUAACUAAUGUUUUAUUCUUAUCUUUAUUUUUAUCUUAGAUUAUUUUAUUAUUAAUCAUAUAUUUUAGUCAUUUACAUGUUAUGUUUAUUUUAUUUAUUUACAUAGUUUUAAAUUAUAUUUUAGCUAUUUAUUAGUAUUUUUUAAUUUUAGUUUGUUUUAUGAUCUUAACCAAUGUAUUUUAUGUUUUGAAAAUAAAUCUUGAGAAUAAUUAGCGUUAGGGAUCGAAGGCUGUUUACAUGGAAAGUAACCAAUAGUUACGGCAGAGCCAGACCAAGAAAAUAAAAACAGAGAGGCUCAGUAUCACGUAAUUACGUGAAAGUUUAUUGUUAUAACAAUAUAUUUUCAUGUUAUAACGUGAAAUUAUCAUGUUAUUUCAUUAUAUGUUUUUUUUUCACGUUAUAACAUGAAAGUAUCAUGUUAUUUCGUUAAACGACUUUUUCACGUUAUAACAUGAAAACUUCAUAUCAUGAAAUAACGUGAUAUUUUUACGUUAUAACGUGAAACGAUAUUGUUCUAACAAUAAACUUUUCAUGUAAUUACGUGAUAAUGAGCCCCCAUUUUUUUUCUCUCGAUGUGGCAGCACCACGCUUCCGUAUGUGAAACCAAAGUUGUCUUUUAGGCUGUUGCAUACUUCAGCAUUUUCUGUCAUUUUUUGCAGAACUGCAUGCACUGAAUAUUUUCCUUACACUCUAAUUUGAAUGCAGAUUUAUUUCUUUAGCUGAUGCGUUUUCGUCCUUACAAAGACUCUGUACUCCACGUGGUUAAAGACUUCAUACUAGUCAGAGGAUGAGCUCUGCCAUCAGGCUUAAGUGAAUGAGCAGUUUGUGGAAGAUGCAGCUGUAACUAUCACUCUGAAAGUGUGUGUGUCAAAGAGGAGGGAAAGGAAAAAGGGGAGAGAGGUCACAGAAGGAAAUAAAGAUGGCGGCUGUUUGCUUUUCAGCCCUUCUUGUUUAAGUACCUGUGUCACAUUUGCUUUUUUUCUGUGUCAAAACAUUUCAGUAAGCCCUCUUCCCCUCACUGCCUCGCAUCACCCUAAUAACUCUUCUUUAUUCUCCUUCCCUGUCUCUCCCUGCCUCUCCCCCCCUCCUCUCCAUUAUGGCCUCUGCCAGGUCUAGACUGAGCUUGGCUCGCACUGACGUUGUGAUAACCCGCUGAAAGCUGUUGCCCUCUCUGCGCUACCUCUCGUGCUCUCUUCUUUUUAGCUCCAUGACUUGCUGUCUUCCUUCCCCAAAUAUCUGUCUGGUCAGGGCCAGUCUGGAGGCUUUCUGGCCCUACACGUAGAUGCUGACAUGUUUUAUGGCCGGCAGAGCUAAGCGUAUAUUAAAGAAAAUAAGAAAAGCCAACAUGUGCACUCACAGGCGCACUGUUCAAAGCUGCUUUAAUGGUUACUCUGGGAUGUAGAGCUUUUAUUUGAGGCCCACAACACUGCCAGUAGUUCUAUUGAGCAUGGCCGGUUGGAAAAUAUACGAUUUUAAUUUCCAGUCCACUAACAUGUGUAUGUGAGUGCAGUUUGGUGAGCAUUCUCAGCGAGCGUGUAUCGGGGUGAGAUCCUGGAUGUGUAAUGGCGGACAAAAUGAACAGCUGCAACGCAUCUGUUGACUCCGAUCAGAUGCUGGAGGCCUCUGGUAACCCCAGAAGGUGUCCCUCCUUCUGUGCUGUGCAUCAACCUGCAGACAAACAGAGUGAGAGGGACUAAUGGUGUGUUUCAUUUGAUCUCAGAAGUCGGAAAUUCUGGGAUGCACCUCAGAUACGUCAUCGGCCCCCUGAAACUUGGAGGGACUUCAGUAACCUUAGGCCGGAGCUUCAAGAUAGAUGCACCUCGAAGGGAAACUUCAGUAUUUUCAACCUGGGUCUUAUUUUCCCAUGUGUUUGCCUGUGCUUGACUGACGGGGAGAAUGAUUUCUGAAAUUGGUCCAGAAUUGAGGGAGCAGCCAGCCGCUGCAAAACAAGCUAAAAUGCAUCGUCAAGCUGCGUCCACGACAUUACAGCUUGAUUUCUUGUGAUUUUUUCUCGUAACAAAGACUUUUUUUAAUGGAAAAAUAUUUUUAACAUGGCUCUAAUACUGUAACUUAAUUAGCAAAUUAACCUUGUUUCAUCGAAGUCCUAUCUGUGGAUAUGAAGCAAAGACUGUAUGUACUAUGGACAACUAGGUUCCGCCCUCUGUCAAUGAAUUUGAAGACGAAUUGCGCUAGAAAUUUCUGGGAUUUUCUCCACUUAGCGGAGGAGCGUUGUACGCAUUCGACGGGAGAGUCGCUGAGAGUCGCUGUGAUGACGCUCGGCUCAAACAGCGUCAUUCGUAGAAAACAUGAACCUCCUAAUAACUUAAAAAUGGAGCUGAACAGAAAAAAAGAGGACUGGAGCACAACAAACCAGUCUUACAAUAACAUGUCAACAUCGCGACCAAGGGGGAAAAAAAUUUAUAUUUUUAGUAAUUAAUUUCUAAUGUUUUAUGACCUAUACUGCAGCCCGUCACUAGAGGGUGCUGUUCUUCGCGGUGGCUUCACCCAGCUAGGAGGCAGAUGGCGUCCAUUCUGCAUACAGUAGUCUAUGAUACGAAGUCGUGCAAACUACCAUGUCCUGUGUGUCAUUGUCUCGCAUUAACUCUCGGCGUGUGAGGAUGUGACGUCAUUUCCAGCUUCCAAAGAGCAAGCAGAGCGCGCCAUAAAACCCGACCGUCCUUCCUGUCCACCUGCGAUCACCGCAGAUGUGAUAUAUAACACCAACGUUAGCCGUGGAGCCAACCAACCAGACAGACAAGCCAUGAGCAGUUGAUCAAGAUGAGGUCCCUCCUCUCCGUCUCCCCGCUUUCACCUUGGGUUGUACCUUUUUUCCGCUCCUUGCUGUUAAGGCUUACAUCAAGCUAACCAGCUGGAGAGGAAAAAAAAGAGGCUUUUUUAUGGCGGCCCUGCUCUGUGUUGGAGAGAGGAUGACCUUCUCUCCUCUGUACAGAUUGCAGGAAAUGCUCCUAAUUUUACUCAUCUCUGCUCAAGUGUGUUGCUGCAGAUGUUGAGCAGGCCCCGGCAGCGGCAUUCCACGGAUGACCAGUGUCAGCGAUCGGGAGACAUAACUCAACUUUAAAGCCUUGUUUGUCAGAUGUAUUUCAUCGAAGUAUUUGCUGUGAGAUUUGGCUGACCUUGUAGACAUUUGAAAACGCAGCCGGCUACAAAAGGGGAGGAAGUGUUUAUCUGUAUGCGCCAAGUUGAAUAUUGUCCUCAUGGCUAGAAAGCUUUGCAACAACAGAAGUCAAGGAGCUGCACGCGUCUUAUACAGUGUGUUCUUUUCAAGGUAAUGCGGUGUAUCACUUGGCCUUGGCCACAGGUGCCUUCCUUCUUCUUGUCUGUAGGUUAUCAGAACAAAAAUGCUUACAUUUGUCUUGCACAACGCUACAAGAAUUAAACAUUUCUCCUUUGUUCCCCUUGUGAACCGGCGGCAAAUUAUAUUCAGGGCUGCAGAGAGACCUUGGGCUGGCUGGCGCGGCGGCUCUCGGCUCCGUUAUCUGCGCUGCUCUGUCUCUGAGCCUCUGACAGGCUACAUCAGACGGAGAGAAGCCAGAGCAGGGAGCUGCCUUCUGUUUCUCUCACACACAUCACUCCCAGACUUUAUCAUAUUACAGGCCAAUCCAAGAGAGCUCAGAGAACAGCAGCAGAGCUGUCUCUUCAUCCAGCACUGCCCUCCGACCUAGAGGAGGCGCCGGCCACAGCUGGAGGAGGGAGGGCAAGGGUAAGGGAGGAUGUAAAGGACAGGACAUGCUAAGGAGUCCGAGUGAAAAGUUAACAUUGGGAUGUUAAUUUAUGGGUGAUUUUGUCAAAGGGAGGGGUGAACCUGCGACUCCCCCAUAAAACAAGACGUUCAUUACCCCGCCAGACCUCAAGAAAACUGAUGGGCCAACAAGAGCAGAGAAGAAGAGUGUAAGUGGGACGAGAGGGUGGGAGUGAAAGCGGUUUUUAAAAACCCGAAAAAUGAAGAGAAAGCGUUUCCAUUUUGAGGCACGCAGAUGAGCGCGACUGAGGGAAGAGAGCGCGGCGAUGAGGGAGGACAGAAAUAUGGAGCUGAGCAGCAGGGGGAAGGAGGCAGAGUGAUGGAGGAAUGAUGGAGAGGGUGUGAGGACGGAAAGGGAAAACUGAGGAGGGGAAUGAGUGAUGGGGCUCGAAGGAGCAAAGGGAGAACAGGGGAUGAAAGUGAAAAAGGGAAGACAGCAGGCAAAAUCCGCUCCAUGAAUCGAGCUGCUUGCAGAUUUAUGUGGUGUUUUGGGUAUCAUUAUACAUCAACCAGAGGAGAUGGAGAGACUGGAGCUAUGUGAUGCCUAUGGGGUUGUGUGUGUGUUUAUCUGUGUACCACACUUUCAUUCUCCCUCCUCACGCUGCUCAUGUCUCCUCCAAAGCAAACUGACUGCUGAAUUCGACAGAACACACUUGCCUGUGGUGAGGUAACAUCCGCCCACAUCCACACUCCACUUUCCGAAAGCUUAUCUAUCUAGCAGUGCUGGUUGAGAAGAGAAGAGAGGUUUAGACCACCCAGGACCGGGUAGUCAAAGAGGUGCUUUGAUGUGGCGCAAGCAUAUGUGCAGUGCAUGGGUACCAUCUCUGCUAAAACACACUCGCAAAAUAGAGUUUUACAGCCUCCUGUGCGGCAUCAUUACUUCUCGUCACUGAAGCGCUGGGAUGUUCAAAAAGAGAGCGAGAGAGAGAGAGAGAGGCAACCACCUCCUGUGCCAGGCAGUGCCAUGCUGAAGCACUGGAGCCGUAUGGUCACCCUGAGGGAGGGGAAACCUGCCCAGUCUAACCACAUCUCAAUUAACCAAUUAAGUUCAAAAGUUAACAGGGGACUAAUUAGAGAGAAUAGUGCUGAGCGCUUGUUUUAAUCUGCCUUUUUCCCUCUACCAGGCACGUUUGAGUCCACGACCUGACUGGCUGAGCUCAGGCUGCAUCAACUGAAACAUGGCACGCAAGCCGCCCUUAGUCACCAAUCUAUCCUUCGGCUAAAAAAACAAAAAAAAAAACCCUGAAACAUAAAAACAGCGGAUUUAGACGGAUCAGUCAUCAGCAGUAAAGCAAACCAGAUCCAGACUAUUCUGUCUGCUGAGUCCAGUGGAAAAGAGGAGCCAUGAAAUUCUGUAUCUGAGAGAGAAUCAGCGAGUCUGCAUGAUGUUCAAAAGAAAAUGAUUUAGUCAGUGGGUUUACUCGCCAGUUGAGUCAAGCUUUGGUUAAAGCUCGAUUGGGUGAUUUAACUUGAGAACUGUUCUUGUCCAAGUUUUUGAGAGGAGGCUGAGAAUCAAAUUAUUAACAGAAGCAUGCGGCCCACUUGGUACCACCGGGUCAUCUCCUGGACUUUGUUGACCUCUUAUAUACCAAAACAAUCGAUGGAACAUGUUGGCAAGUGGCUAACGGUGGUACUAUAUGACAGUUUCGCCUUUUUUUUAAAAACUUCCUGUCUUAUUGUGUCAAGGUUUUGUUCACUACUUGGCCUCCUAGCAACAGAUUUAUGCUUGUCAACUUCUGGGCACAAACAUGGCGUCCAAACUCUUACGCAUGUGCAGAACGCUUAGGCCAGUUUCAGUCCUACAGAAGAGUAAACAUGAGAGAGAAAAUUGACCAGCUAUGAUAGUCCAGCUAUGAGGAGUUAGACUUGGCAGUUCAACUACAACUUGUCCAACCGAAGUAGUCGAGGAUGGAUUUCCUCUUGCAUGUUUACACUUCAACUGGACCCAAACUGACCUCGGCAUCCCGCAUUUACUCCAUAUAUUGCAUGCUUAGCUUUACCUCGAAGCCAAAUGGCAUCAAAGAGUUGAAAGAAGCAGAUCAGUGACUACAACUCGUCCAGGAAAAGAAGAAGAGGAGACUUAAGCAAGACCAUGCUACCAGACAAGGUACAAGGCUGUUUGACAUGUAGCCAAUUAGCGUAAGGUGACCAGACGUCCCAGAUUUCCGGGGAUGGAUGAACUGUCCCUGACUAAAGCUGUCCGUGAAAAUGUCCCAGAUUUAAGCAUUAUAUGAAUGAGAAAAAAAUGUUGCGUGUAGACUAGAACGAUGGUUAUUAUGGUAGCCGAGUAGGUAGGAAGCACGAGGAAGCAUGUUGCGCACAGUCCUAAACAACAGUUUUUACGAGGGGUUAUUCCUGCUACUAAGUACUAGUACCGAGUUGUUGUCUAUGAUCACGCAGCCGAUGCCCCCCACCCUCCCUGGUCGAGAAACAGAGGGCCUAAAAUCACAUUUUGCUUAGCACCCCCCACCCCCUGAAUGGAUGUCAUUACAGAAAUGUGGUCCCCUUAAAUUAGCGUCUUGCUUGUUUGUCGAUUGUUUUGGUAUAUUGCGUAAUAGGUUGACUGGAAUGAGCACACUGCCACCAGCCAUAGCGGUGCUUGGUGCUUGUAUACUUGGACAAGUACAGUACUCUGAUUAAAUUGCCUGAUCAAGCCAUAACCAUAGCUCAACUUAACUGUGCAUGUAAAUGUCCUGAUUGAGUGACCUGGGCGAGAGAGUUCAAAAGUGUAGGACGGUUUGUAGCUUCAUCUAACAUGGUUAUUUCCUGCUCACCCACUCGUAUUUUUCGGUCCUGCAGAUGGGUUUUAAUGGAUGCCAAAUGGGAGGUUUAGUGCCUUGCUAUUGGCCUGUUGGAGUGUCUUUUUAACACCAUCAUAUUAAAUGACUUGUGUUUAGGACUCGAGGCUACGGCGUGCUCCACUCGUUUACAAUAUGCCUCGGGCGGAGAGUGUUUGUGACUUACCACUAAAAGAACAAAUUUUAUCCCUGUGUUCAAGAGGAGGAGGAGGAGGAAGGGGGGGGCUUCUAUAUUGGCUGCUACCGCCAAUAAAAGAUAUGUGGGCUCUAUGACACAGUUGUAGUGGGGCUGCUUCGAGCCCUGGAGCCAAAUGCGGUGUGUUUGGAAUCAGGCUGACAGCUAGAUAGAGAGAGAGAGGUGAGAAAUCCCUCUUUGACUCUGCUCGUUUUUAAGCGGGGAAAUCUUCUUGCUCUGAUUUUUUUGCUCUUAGUUGAAGGCUGUGACAAUUUAAGUUCCUGCAUGGUUGAUUAACUGUGUGUGUGUGUGUGUGUGUGUGUGUGUGAAUGGAUAAGGGGAGUGAGAGAAGUCAGGAUGCAGUUUGAGGGGUGAAGGACUCCCCUGUUGUUUGAGAGGCCCUUAGAGGAUUCCUCCCCCUUUCCUCUCUUCCUCCUCCUCCUGUCUUCUUCUUUACCCCCUCCUUUACAGUCAUCUCUUCCUCUGUGAGAUCCACAAUGCUGGGAAGAAAUGUGUCAUUAACAGGGGAGACCAAAAUAAUGUUUAUGGGCUCAAGCAGCACUGAAAUCAUUUUCCAUAUCAGUGCAACUGCAUGGGCCCUGUGGGGGAGUAAAUCUGAUUUUCUCCUCCCUGUGCCAAUGGGAAACAUCAUGGGAAAGAAAACAGAUUGGAUUGUUAGAGAGAUGGCCUGACGCAGCUGUGGGCGGCUCGUUUUGUGUUUGGGUGUGUUUCUGUGUGUGUAUGCACAAAUCCGAGUAUCAUGAGAGAGAGAGAGAGAGGAAGACGGAGAGGGGAAGAGGAAGAGAGAAAUGAGAGAUAAAAUUGCGAAUGUUUAGCGUGCAUGUGCGGAGGGGAGAAUGAGAUGGAUGAGCCCCACUUUGGUAAUCACAAUUUUAUGCUUUAGGAAUAAAAAAGACAGAAUGCUUGAAAAAAAAAAAAAAAGAAAAAGAAAAGAGUGUUUCGCUCUCAUGUAACAAUGGGUCAGCUAACAAGCACACUCACCAAAGUUGGGACAGAUAAUAAAUGGUUCUCCUUGAGGAGUGUGUAGCUGCCCCGUAUACAAAGAACAAAGUGCUUCUGCUCUGCAAGCACUCAGCAAAAUGUCAAGCCUUUAUUGGCCAUUCCAUAAGAAACACUUGCAUUUUAUCUGAACCGGGAGACAAAAAGGCAAUCACUUUAGCAGCUAGCAUGAAGGGGAGGUUUAAUAACGUAAAAUGCUGAUGGAAAUAACAAGGUGGUGCUUGGAGGGAAAACACUCGGUAAUGAGAGUCAAGUCCAAGGGAAACUACGUCGGUACCUGCUUCUUACAUCAUGAAUAUUUAAGAGCGGAGUUAAGCGAUCUGGUGUUGUGACACUGCUUUUCUUGUGUAUGCUAUUAAAUCCAUGUUGUGGGAGUUGGGAAUGUGAGUGUACAUGUGUGGGUGGGUGUAAAAAGGAAGGUAAUGGGCCUUGAGCUCAUUUGUCCUGGCCCGGUGCUGCUGCUGUUUCGCAUCUGUCCUCCCACCUCCUGUGUCCUGGUCUGGAAUGUCUCCUUGUUCUCCACAGAUGAGGCCAGUGACUCAGCACUCCAUUUCACUUUCACACGGAUCACAGAAAUAUCACCCAAACACAGGUCCGAGUUGCACGCCCAGACCUGCCAGACAAUAGCUUUACUUCAGCCUUUGCGCCACACCAUUAACUCCUCAGCUGCUCUAUGUCCUGUUCCCUCUCUAGUCUAAAUACAAGCCACAUGCCCCUGCGUUGUGCUCUAUCCUUAACAUCUUCCCCUGCUUCCUCAUCCUCCUGUGGCCUUCACCCACACUGCCAAACCCUUUGGCCCGCUCUUACUUUGACAAUCAGAGGUCUUAUUGUCUCCUAAAUGACACUCUUCCUGUCUUGCUCUUUAGCAAAUAGCCGCACUGGUGCUUGGUGUCCAGCUCUUAUUUACAGUGCCCAUAAAACCUCUCUUCAGCAGGAACCGUUCCAGACAUUGCUAUCUCUCCCCCGUCUGCCAACCCCCCCACCUCCGCCCUCCGUCUCCACCACUGUUGGCACAGGAGUGAUGGGAUUUGAGGUGGACCUGGUUUUGAAAAUAAUGGCUUUAAUAAUAAAAGGAGGCCUUUUGAAUGAUUAAUGUAGUAAAGCAGAAUACCCCUUGAGGAGGUGAGCCAGGUGGCGGCACACAUUUGAUACCUGCCUUUUUGUGAGUCCUGUACAAAAGUGAAGGAGAAUAGAUAGACAGAGACGUAUCUUUGGCGGGCUGUUUGCAUGUUCCCUCACGUCACCUCUGGAGAGAGUUUACUCUAUCUAUUUGCUCUGUAUAAGGAUGUGUGGAUCCAUUGUUGAUUUUAGGCUCCUUUCCAAGCCAGUUGGACUAAUUUGGUUAAGAUCUGAUUCUCUUACCACUAUUAUCUAAUUAUGUACGCUAUAUAUACAAGGACUGUGCAUGUUUUGUUGACUAAACGAUUAAGCACAGUCACCCUCCCGUGUCAGCACUGGAAUUACUGGUGGGUUAAAUAAACUAGUGAUAUUUUUUAUUAUGACUGCAGGCCUUAAAUGCUGGUCUUAUAUCAUGUCCGCCACCCAGCACUCACCAAGACUGAAGCUCUGAGAAUGGCUGUACUGCCAUGAUGCUCUACUACCUGUAUGUACACAGGCAUGGAGAUGACAAAUGGGAUUAAUGUUAACUUAUUAACUUUUCUUUUGUGUACCAAAAAUGUACCUGAAGCCAUUUAAUAAUGAAGAGAAAUUAGGAAGCUAAAGAGCCUUUUCAAACUUAAUUUAAUUUAUUUAUUUAGGGUUAGGGGUUAGGGUAUUCUCUACUACCUGUAUAUAAACAGUUACAGAUGACAAACAUGGCAUGGUGCACUUUUGGUUUGUGUAAUUGAAGCUGGUUUCUUUUUCAAAGGAUUUAAUACUGAAGAGAAAUUUGGAAACUACUGAGCCUUUUCAAAUUUAGUUUUAUUUAUUUAUUCAUUUUUUUCAUAAAAAAAUAAGGGGGGGGGUUUGAAUAUUUUUUUUUGGUCAAUUUCUUUGUAUUUUAACAUAAAUAAAACAAGGAUGAAAGACAGUCAUGUGACACAGAGAAGUUAGCAAAUAUUUCAAAUUAAAAGCCUGAGGAUCAGAGAAUGGGUAAAUAGAUGAAUAGAUGUUGUGGGAUUUGUAGGCUGCCCUAUUGCAUAGCUCCAACUAUACAGAUUACAUGUUUAACUAAUCAUGAUUAAUGUCAUAGAUUUCAUUGUUGUCCACCUGAAAUUUCCACCCAAAUACACCAUGUAUGUAUCGAUCUCUUAAUCCAGCUCCAUUUUCCUCCUGGGGCUUUUAUUUUGAAAUUUCGUCAACGUCUGUUUUUCCCUUCCAUCUCAUCAGAGCAUCCCUUUUGCUUAUUUGAUUUAUAAAACAUCUAUAUUAAGGAAGAAAAGACAAAUAAGAAAUUCAAUCUUUCAGUUUUUUUUAUAAAAUAUUUAAAAAAAGAAAUUAGAGGUUGAAUUUUCCCCUUAUUCCCCUUACAAACCGUUGGAAAGUACAUGGGCAAAAAGGCUAGUGGUGCUAGCUCUGCUAUUGGUAGCCACACUCUGUCAACCAUCUUUGAUCCCAUGCUAAGAAGUGUUGAAUAUAUUAAGCUGUUUUGGGGUGUUUUUCUACCGUAAGGCUACUUGGUUAGUUGGAACUAUGAAUUCCAUUGAAAUGAUUAAAUAAAGUCCAAAAAGAAAAAAAAAAAUCAAAGUGAAGUGGGCGUGGCGCGUCAGCUGACCUCUGAGCCACUUUUAUUUGCAUAGCACUUCCACAGAAAGCAUUCUCAGAGGUCCCAUUCCCACCCUGCUAUUGCUUCAAUCGUGAGCGAGCGGCUGACCACAAAGCCACUCUGCAAACACAGGCUGUCAUCUUCAGCGGGACGGCCACCAUAUUCACACACACUCCGAGGCGCACAUAUGCUCAGCGACACACACACUCCCACACACAUUCUCCGCUGCUCUUUCACCCUCAAAGUUUCUCACAGUCCCUCACACCCUUAUCUUCACUCUGAACCCUCGCCCCUUACCCCCCUUCCUCUGGAUGUUGCUCUGUAGUAAAGACAAUCUUUCUCACUUUCUUCCUCCGUCCAUUCUUCCCACUCCUUUUCCACUUCUUCCACCCCCGCACUGACCACAUCCACUAAACUCACUCCACAGGCACGCAGUGUGGAGAGUGUCGGAGGCGUGCGCUGCUGGCACUUUCCCCCACCCCUGCACUGGGCCCGGCUCCAGGACUGGACCGCCUGCAUGCUGUCUCUCUCCCUCUCUCUCUCGCUCUGAUCUGAGCAGCUCUCUUUCUGCGCCGGCCCCACUCCCUCAGCCCCACCAUUCAACCACCCACCAACCCCAAAAAAGCCAACCUCAUAGAAGGGAGUUUAUGAAGCAACAAGAACAACAACAAAAAAAAAACCUCCCCGCUACAGUUGUUUCCGAAAUGAGGAGGAAUUUGGCUACCAGUUGUGCUAAUGUUUUCAAGAUGAGUGACUGUUUGAAGGAAAUCCCCCCUUCUUUAGUAGCCAUUUGAAAUUCUUUCUGUGUUUUAUUGUGAGGAAGUAGGUGCUGGGUUAGUCAGCAGCCCUCCAGGGAAGCUUGCGCAGUCUGUCUGGGACUGACGGUGUGAACAGUGGCCCGGUCCAAUCCAUUUUCUCAGUCCUACUCGAAAGGGUCAGAAACGCAGCUAAUGAGCGAAUAUGUGUGCGGAAAGUCUGGCUGGCUUCUCCAAGAGCGUCUGAGUUCUCGGGGUAGAACAUGGGACUUCAUCUGUAGGAAAGUUUGACGCGAAAGACACUGAUGUGGGAGUGAGUUUGACCAACAGACACCCUGCUCAAUAUGUUUUCAUUUGGUAAGUUUACAUCGAAAUCUAUCCACGGUUUCUGACUUUACUCUUUGCAUGAUGUUUGUAGAGUUUGAGCCAACGCAGGAACACUCAGGCCAUUAAGAUGCAGAAAUUCGUCUUAUUAUAGGGAUAAUAUCCGCCUCCCAGUCUGGUUUGUUACAAAUACAAGCUUUGAUGACUUGUGCUGUGAGUGCCUGCCACACUUGCUUCAACGAGCCAAUAGAUUUAAAGCAGCCCUUUGGAAAGACAGUGUUUCCUUUUGUCUCUAUGAUCAUAUAACUAAUGCUAAUGUUGAUUUAAUUUAUUUGAGGAAAGAAGGAGGGAGUGUGUGUGUGUUUUGUCACAGGUCAUGACAAAGAAAAAGUGCAUGUUUGCUGUAAUCCUCCAGGCUGUGUUGAGCAGAUACAGAGCCUGGCUGCCACAUGGCACCGACUGCUGACUGCGCAACCUCAAUCAGCCUGUGCUCCCUCACUUUCAGUGAUAGCAGGUAUUAUAAACUAGUGUGUGCGUUUCUAAAUCUCCCGGCCUUUCUUCUUCUUCUUCUUCUAUCCUCUUCAUCCUCUUCUCCUGAUCACCGGGCUGUUGAAACAGGUUGAUGUAGUCACACCUGCUUUUUUUCCCCCCCUCUGUCUCUCUUCUCUUCUUGUCACCAUCACUCUCAUCUAUGGCUGUCUGUCUGGUGUCCUUGUCUAGACGACAUGUCCAUCCGUCCCUCCGGGCGGCUGUCUGCAGAUAAAACUGAGAAGCAGACUACCUUGGCUCAUUUUUCAAGAGCAGACAGGGAAAUAUGAGCCACGGUGAAAUAAUUCCAUUUUUAUCUUCUCUUGGACAAUAGACACAGUCGUAGAUCACCGCAUGUAUGUGUGUGUGUGUGUCGUUGCUUGAAUGCCAAAGCAUGUAAGUGCAUGCGAAGAGGUGUGUGUCCCCAAGGAGGAAAUUUUGAUCUGAUUCCCAGCAUGUAAAAGAACAACAUGUUGUUAGUGGGUGCUUGUUGUCUUCUCAGUUUUCUGUCCUCCAUCUCUGCUUUGCCCACUCUGCACAUCCUAUUAUUGUAUAAUUCCUUGUUAAGACAGCAAAAUACCACUUGGCAUUGAUUAGUAUUAAUGGGCAGGGAUGCUCAGCGGAGCAGAUUAGCAGCCCAAACAGGCCAGAGAUUAUGUCACCUCCCUCCCUGCAGCCCAACAAUUGAAACCAGAUUAGAGCGCAGAGAGAGAGAGGUGCGUUUGUGUGUGUACACCCGGGUGGGGUUUCAAGGUAGUUUUGGGAGGGCUGCUGUUCCCCGAGCAGCACAAUGACCAACUGCAUCUGCCCACUGCUGUAGUAAUGGGAAGCAUUCAGCCUCUAGCCCGGAGCACUGUUUCCCUAUCGUUCCCAUGACAACUGGGCAUCCAUUCUCCCUGCUCCGCCUCCCCGCCUGCUGCUCACUCAGCGCCGUCCACAGGGGCCCUCUGCCUGGGCCUACAUUACACACGUGCGUUGUGGUUGUUGUGCUCAAACCGGACUCUGCACACCCACCCACGCCGGAGUGUGGGUGGAGCAGCACUUGUUAACACCUCCACCUUCUGAGGAGCUGGUACAUUCCUGUGUUUGUUUCUGCUUUCGGGGCAGUUUGAGCAGACUUGUUUGUGUGAGGGUGUCAGGGUGGGUUGCAAGAUGUCAGGGGAAGGUGCGGCUCCUCCAUCUUAAUACUUCCCUCGUUCACCUAAUAGGAUUAAUCGCCAUCUCUACCAGGGGUGGGCUCUGAUUAGGGAUGAACAGGACCCUAUUUUCUCGAGCAGUCAACACAAGCGCACUGCUGGCACCACUUACAAACUCAAGGAAUAAAUAAACAAGUUUUUUCUUCACGAACGUAGGCAGGAAAACACAACUUUUAUAAGGAGCUAGCCUGGCAGUGGCAGGCUCCCUGGAUCUUUGACACUAUUUAAUAAGCUGCUAAAUAAACACUUUUGGUGAGUCCAGCGCCGGUGCUGUCAUGCCUCAAACCUUUUUGCUCCACUUGUUCUGCUCUGCUUUGGUUGACACCCAGACUUUAACUACCCAAACACUACAGUAGACCAGCCCACUUUUAUAACCCGUGUGCUUUCUCACAGACACCUCUGAUUCAUUAGAGUUUACAUGCAUCCAGGGAGGGUUUCGUAUAAACGCAGUGUGAGAGUUACUCAUGUCCUCAGAUUCAGCAGUGGUGUGAGAAUGCAAAGGGGUUUUUCUGCAGAACCGGGCCGACACAGAUGGAGGUGUUCCGAUCUGAGUGACAGGCUGUGGAGUCAGCAAGACCCGGUGUGACAGAGGUGAAGGCCGUUGCAUGAUUCCUCCAUACUACACUUCAGGAUUGUCAGAUUGGACUUCCUCUGCAACCCUGAACCAAACUGGGUAACCGCAAGGGAUGUGCAUUUCAUUGAAUAUUCAACCCUCCCUCAGUGAGAAGGACAGAAAGAAAUCCAUGAUUAUCAUAACUCUGUCUUUUUAUUUUGACAGUGAUGCGAUUCACAGAACAACAUAAUUAUAUAAUAAUUAUCAACUGCGCCGCCUCCUCUAUAAACCAUAGGACAAAGCGAUUCUCUUCCACAGGACAGUGGGAAUUAUCCAGACAUAUCCCAAACUCUGAAAACCCUCACCUUCAACCAAGCUGAUUGGGAGCAUGUCUUUUGCGAUCAUCUUCGAGAUGACGGACAUCUCCUAGUGGCAAAGCUUGCAAUUGACUGUUGCUGUGACGACGACCUCCCGCUUUCAUAUGGCUGUGCAUGGUUAUCGUAGACUUGUGAUUUGCAAGCUUAGCCUCGCAGAGUUUACACUGAACCUCUGCUUCACUCGUUUUGCUAAAAUAACUCCACACAGAACUUUUGGACGGCUGCUGGAGUAAUCUCUCUAUCGUGUUUUUGCUACUGUUCAUUUCUUCUUCUGCAGUGGCAUCCAACCCGCCACUCUGUGUAUCGUGCAAAUACUACCCCCGUGCGGAAGGCGCCAGUAAAACAACUUUUUCUUUCCAGAUGUGAACUAUUCGACUUUUUAGGAUUUAAUGACUAUGUGAAUAUUUGAAAAUCGUUGCACAUCCCUAGUAACCACAAGGUCUUCAUGUUUGAGUACUCCGAGUCCCUCCCAGGGUUCUGCUCCAUUCCUGCUCCCACCUAACAUCAGCGUAAACUUCAAAGAUCCUUUUGCCUGACAUCGAGAAUUUCCCUUUUUAUGUAUUGUCCCUCUCCUCUCCUUGUCUUCCUGGCUGAGGCUCUUUCCUCGCUCGGUGUGUGAAGAGGGGCUUCGCAGCCUCUCUCUGUCACUCCAUGUCUCUCUCACCCUUUCUCUCUCUCUCUCUCUCCGGGGUGAGGCUGUUAAUAAUGCAGGAGGAUUAGCUGAUUUAUGUGAGCCGGAGGCACUGAGGAAAGCUGGGGUUCCUGGGGGCGACAGGCAGAAAGAGAGGGCAGAGGAUUGUGCAAUGUGCAGGGCGGUGCCAUACAGGAGCCCUGGGUGUCUGGAUGAUGGUGGCUGGAUGUGAGCCUUGGGAGUGUGUUGGCCACAGCCAACCCCCCCACUGCCCUCAAUACCCACCCUGCGCUUUACAGAGUGGUGCCAGGAGCACUAUGAAGGGUCAGGGGUGAUUCGAGGUGGCAGUCUAGUAAGGGGAGGGGCUGAAGGGGAGAAAAGCACAGAUUUUGUUCAAGCUAUUGGGCUACAUGCGGCUAACAUCACCAGAGCACCCUCUCCAUUAUUACAGUGAGCUGUGUCUACAGAUAUGUCUCAGUAUUGGCAGCUAUCUGACUCAUUGCUCUUGCAUGGAGCCACUACAGCUUGUAAAUGCAGACAAAUAAGGCAUCCGCAAAGAAUUCAAGAUGACUGUGAUAUACUAUUUAGUAGAAGAAAAAAAAACACUUGUGGUGAGCCGACUUGAUGGAAAUGACUCCUCAGCGGUGUUGGGUGGAGUACAGUAAGACAUGGUAAGCCUGUGAGCCUGAGCUCAGGGCAAACAAACCCCCUUCUACGUGCCUUUGCGGAUCAUGUUACAGAUUUGUGGACCAUGCACUGCACACAAUAGCAAAUCUCAGUAAGUACAACUAUAGAGGAAGCCAUGUGUGCACCGUAGACUGUACUAAAAACAAAACAUGGACGUUGGCUCAGGGACGUCUGAAGGGGAACUUUGAGACCAAUCAUUGAUGGUCGCCAUGUUUGAAAUAGGACCUUCUUGGAAAAGAUCAGUUUGCCGCAGACAUUUAUACUUUAAAGCAAAAUUGUCUUUUUAGAAUGGGUGUGUAUGUGGGUCCUGGAGCUUUUGAAACCAGCCUCAAGUGGACACUCGUGGAACUGCAGUUUGAUUUACACUCAAUAAAAACAGACAGUAAGAUUCCUGAUUGUUUACUGCAUCUUUUUAGCUCCUGUUGCAAAAACACUUUUCAGCCACAUUCAAAAAUUAGUCUAUUUUUGUAGGCUUGUGGAUCAACAUUUGCAUUAUGAACACCUGCGUGCAAAUCUGUCUAUGCCUUUGUAGAUCUACUUAUGCAUUUGUAGAUUUGCAUUAGGGAUGCACCGAUCUGCUUUUCUCACCUCCACGAUACAGAUAUUUACAGUUUAGUAUCAGCUGAUACUGAUCCAAUUCUGAUACAGAAAAGCCACGCUGAAUGACCUUUUGUUGUAAAGUUUUACCAACUGCCCCUCGGACCAUUUGCUUCACAGGUAUUGCAAGUGACCGUCGAGCUUGUAGGCUGAGGUAUCGUGAUAAAGUUCAAGAUAGCAGACACCUUUGCUCGCUCCAUUGUGAAAACAACGUGGGCAUCCGCUCAGCGUGUUUACUUGUUGAUGCCACUCAUGGCGAAUAGCAUAGACUGAAUAGAUCGGCCCCUAUGCAUCAGGCCCAUUAUCACGAUACCUGAUCUAGAAUUUUCCUCAGUAUUGAGACCGAUACCGAUAUCAAAUAUCGGAUCAGUGCAUCCCUAAUUUGCAUAUAGUUUUGCUACAGUAGAUCCAUAACAUUGCUUGUUUUUUUAAUGUCCUGAAUCAAGUAUCAUUAUAUCAAAACAUGGUUUUAAUUUGAGUUAAUUUUGCUGUUUAUGACUCAAAAGUCCGGUUAAAAUCUUCCAGUUCCAUGUUUUCUAUUGUUCAAGUGAAAAAGAUUGACCAACAGGAAACACACAAACACACAGCGUCGGUUUUAAGGAUGUUUUCCAAGGAAGAGCUCUGUAAGGUCGGGGAUUGUGGGGGAUUUCCACCUGUCUAGGGCCCUGGUGCAAAGAGUGACAGAGCUGUGUGCGAGAAUGCGUGUCCAAUGCCCAUUUCUACGCAGGAAGUGUAUUUGUGUGUGUUUGCCUCUGCAUGCUCCCGUGCUCCGGCCCAUGAGCCAUAGGCUUUCUCGGAGCAGGGGCAAGCAGCAGACUGAUGGGUUUAUUCCUGCUGUCUGCCCAGAGGAUGUGCUCACUCACUGCCUGGCUGAUUAAGACUUCCACACAAUUGUUCUCACACUCCCAGAAAAAAAAAAAACGAUCGAUUCAUGUUUGCACUGAUUCACGCUUAAAGAAAAUCAAAUCACACAGAGGUCCUUGUUAGAUCUGCACGCCAUGAGGGGCUGUUAAUGAAUUUUUACAACGUCACUCUCCCUUCCGUUUUCACAACUUAUGCACAUGGUAUGCGAAACCAAUGUGUGUUUGUGCACGUAUGUGCGUGUGUGAGCACAUCCAGGCUUCUUCAUACAUAUGCAUGAGUCUUCACAGCGGUGUGACUUGGGGGAAAUGAAUGUGCAAAGAGCCGGGGACCCGGGCCCCUCGCUCAAGUGCACUGGCGGGCGCGUAAUGGGAAUGUAAUUUAAGCAGUGGUUAAUCAGUGUGUUUUCUCCGACUUGCCCAGCAAUGCAUAAUAGACAAUCAGCCCCCAGUCACACCGGCGUUGCUACGAAUGGUCAAUUACUCAUCAUAGUCUUGUUAAACACACAGUUCAGCCAGCCAGGGACAGAUUGCUCAGCUGGUGCCAUCAUUAUGUUAAAGAACAAAGCAAAGUAAUGCUAUGUGUCGGAGAAAGAGGAGAGAGAGGCGCGCACGUAGGGUAUGUCUGCGAUGCGAUGGGACGGAGGAAGGAAAGGGAGGAAAGGGGCGCUGUGACAAAGCAGAAGGAGGAAGGGAAAAAGGAGCAAAACGUCCAAAAAUGGAGCCGCAGAAGAAUGUACGAGUACAAUGUCAGAGUCAUGCAGAGAGAGAGGAAGAAUGAAAGAAAAGAGAGACAGAGAGAGGAGGUGAAAUGGAGCAGAGCGAUGAAAAAGAUUGAGGGCAUGAAAGUGAGAGAUGGAGAGCAUAAGAUAAUGGAGGGAGGGAGAGAAAUUGAGAAAGGGACACUGGGGAGCAGGAGCAAAAGUGUGUGAGAGCGAGAGGGAGAGAGCCUGAGAAAGUGUGUACUCAGCUGUGAGAUGAGACCUCUGUCUGCCCAUGGGGAGAGGCGGUGUGAGGGGAGAGAAGGCGAGGGGAGAGGACUCUGCUGUCAGUGAGGGGGAGGAGAGUCUCUCACUCUGUCUCAUCACACACACACACACUUAUACACUCAUUCACCCUCUCCCCAGGGUAGCGAUCAACUCUGCCUAUCAUAAUAAUUCCACCUAGAAGGCCGGUGGACUCCAUCCUUUCACAUCUACAUCUGGAUUUUUUCUUGAUUUUGCUCUCACUCAUGAUGCACUCCUCUAAUUCUAACCAUGUUCUCUCUCCCUAACUUUGUCCCUGUGGGCAUGCAGGCAGUGGAUUGAUGGGCAAUUCCUCCGCCUCCUUCAUGGGGACCUUUCUGGCCAGUAGCCUGGGUACCCCCCCUUCCCACCCGCCUCACCCUUCCCGGCCACCCUCCUCGCCCUCCUCACCCUCCUUCCGGGGCGGACCCCACUCCAGCGCCUCGCAAAUCUGGUUCCCCCAUUCGCAUGAAGGUACCUCAAGUCACACAUGUACUCAAACACACUCCCACAGCCUCACUCCUUCAUCUCACAACAUCGCCUGGCGGGGCGGGGAUGGAUUCAUAUCUUGGCAGUAUCGGGGACAGAGCUUUGCAGGGUGUAUUGUUACACUGAUUCUGCGUAUUUUUAGCUUUCCGCCAAAGCAUGACUUGUAAUCAGCUAGCUGGGGCCAGGCUCCCACCCUUUUAAUGUGCUCUAAAGUAGACCCGGGACCCGCAUGUUUAGAACUGCGCCAUGGUUUCUGGAUGGGGACACGGGGUCAAAAGUUCAGCCAAGGAAUCUUGUGGUAUUGGAUUCACGUCAGCAGGAAUGUCGCUCAGGAUUCUGUGAAGCAGCACGCCAGUUAAAAGUCGCAGUGAUUGCAGAGCUUUCAGCUGGUGUCUCCAUCACGGUUUAAUAAGGUGGUUCCCACCCAUCGUUUAGCUCAUAUAUGCGCACAUACGUAUGCUUCAGAGACUUAUAUUUCUGCUCGGAUACAGCUGUGGAGUCAGACAAGGAUAAAGACGAGAGAUUAGUCUGCUUGGGUAUUUUGGGAAUUCAAAAGCAAAGGAUGUCAGAUAAAUGUAAGACCCCCUACCCGCUGAUACAUUAACGCAAGGUCUGCUUUCUCCCGUGACUCCGCUCCUGUCACUUUUGGAUUUACAUGUUCAUUAUCUUUAGCUAAUUACAUGAUCGGAUGGCCAUCUAGUGAACCGCGGUCUCUGAAGUUGACAGAUUUUUGUCAGUCAGUCUUCUUGUGAUCAUUUAUUCCUCCACUAAGAAUAGCCCAGCUGUUAGUCCAGGGGGCGAUGCCAGUGGGGGGAGUGUUUGUUAGUUGUGGUCACUGAUCAGCAGCGCUCCAGUUGCCUGAUGUUCGGCUGAUUGGAUGCAGUGCAGCUGAGAUGCUGUCUGUUCUCUUUUAUAUCGGUGAAAAGGCAGCUCUGCUUUUCCGCUCCCCUCCCCCUUACUUUGCCUUUAAGAGGGUUGAGUCAGGGGACGCCUGAAACAGAGGUGAAAAUAGGUAAAACCGAGCCGUCGUCAAAUCAACAAGACGACAGAGAUCUAGCAUCAGGGUAGUCGGAAUCAUUUUCCUUAAAAACAAAUCUGAGUGUCUCCUCUACCUUCGAGUUUCAGGGUUUCAUUGUCAAAGAUUUUCUUCUUGUGGAAAAGUAGAAUAAUAUUAAUAAGAGUGAUGACGAUAAUGCCAAGCCUAAUAAAAGUAAUGGAGGUGAUUAUGACUGGGAUUAUUACUCAGUUGGCAAUGGAGGCCAUUAUCUCUAUUGCAGUUUAAUUGCAUAUAACGCACUAAGAGCAUGAUUGAAUCCAGACUGUUCAUCAACCACAUUCAGCUGUUCCCUCCUCAAGAUAAUUGCAUAUUGUCUUUUUCCUGUUUUGCAUAAAAAGCAAGUCAUCAAAAUGAGCGGCACAAUUACCCAGACUCUCGCCUGCUCUCUCCGGGUGUCAGCAGAACCCCACCAGCAGCAGCAGCAGCAGCAGCAGAGCAGGCGCUGAAUUGUGCGUGUAUGUGUCAGCGCGUUAGUGUGUAACUUGUAACCUUAAAGAUAUUCUCUGGAUUUUUUUGUGUUUUUCCGAGAGCAUUUUUUUUCUUUCUUAAAGCGGCUGCAUGCAAAUCGUGCAUUCGGAGAUCACUGUUUGAUCCUCGUGUCUCUGGCACAUACCUGUCACCUGUCAUAGAGCAGAAUAUCUUUGUCUCUUCUUUUCCUCUGGCGUUUUUUUCAUGAAACCUUCGACUCAAACAGUUAUUGAUAUAAUAGUCUCAUUAGUCGACAGCUUACCACAGAUGUAACGAUCAGGGAUUUUGACGGUAUGAUUAUGGAGAGCAGUUAAUAAUCAAUUUCAUAAUUAUCAAGAUAUCUAUGAAUUUAUAUGAUGUGCAAAUGUUCAGCUAUAUUCAAAUGUGGCAAUCUUAUCAGUUCUAACUGGAAAGAAGCAGUCAUACAGGUAUGCACACUUGCUGUUUCGCCAUGUCUCGACUGUGGCGCUGCCGCUGCUUCACAUUAGUAGCUAGCCCUCAAAUUUGUUGCCACUGCUUCAUACAAACUCGACAAACAGCUAACUUUCUGUGUUUUAUAAUUCCAAAAUACUUCCAUGCGGCAUUUCUCAGAUGUUUUGGUGACGUUAUUGUUUUUAGAUUAGCUUAAGUGUAUUAAUUAAAGUCGAGUGCAUGGACUGGCCAGGUUCUAGGUUACUAUGGUUACCACUACUUUAGGUGGCCUGAUGCUUCGGUAGGCUACACAAGUCUGAAUGGCCCUUUAUUAGGGUUGUCCUAAUCUGAUGUUGAUAUCGGAUAUUGGGCCGAUAUCAGCAAAAAAACAAAUAUCGGAUUAUAUCGGCCCGCAUCUAAAAUCUCAGAUAUCAGCACUCUGAUAAGAGCUGUCCAUUCCAGAUCCCACUCCAGCACCUCUAUCUAGCAUGCAGAGUCCUUGUGAUCACAACAACAGUGUGUACUAAGGUACUAACAAAGUACCAAGGAGUAGGAGUGUUGUUGGCCAAGUGGCAGUAUUUUUCGUUAAAGUACGAAAAAGACGUUGCAGCUUAGAUUUGUCAUGCACAAGUUUGUGCUAAUAUCGGAUUGAUAUAGGUAUUAGCCAAUACUGAAGGCUACAUUAUCAGUAUCGAAUUGAUAUAGUGAAAAAGUUGUAUCGGGACACCCCUACUCUCAAGUAACAAACCCCAGAUCUGACUUGACCCCUGAGCCACAUGUCAUCAAUACGUCUUUACACUUGAAACAGCAUAGUAUUGGUAUCCCAGUGUAUGAUUUUACAUUUUAUUACAGUUUGGCUUUUCUUAAGUCUUGAGUAUGUAGAUUCACUGAGUGUCUAACAAUCACAGUACUCAUGUAUUCAACGUGCGCCUUUCUUACUGAAAUUUCCUGCAGUAUUUCAUGAGAAAGUAGCAAAAACCUGACAGAGAGAUCCGUUUUGUUUUCCUAAUCUUAAAUCAAAUGGACCAAAAGUCAACCGCAAUAUACACACCAAUCAGUCACAUUAGGAGAAAGCCCUCAGAGCUUAAUAUUUCGGGUUCGAAAGCCAGAUCUGAGUGAAGGGAGUGUAACUUAAUCUGCAUUAAGAGAGAGCAGGGCUGAAAUGUUUGGAGUAUGUUUAGAGGGAGUCAGUGAAGCCACGCAUGCAGACCGCAUAUCUACUGGGAGCCUGUGCGACAAAACCAUUAGCUGAGUGACACAUUAAGCAAAGCUAUAAAUAGCUUCUCCACAUAACAGUGGUGGAAUGGCCCUUUGGAUGGAGGUGGCUUUGGCAGGGGGGUUUGAGUAAAUUUCAUGGAGUAAUGUCCUGGAGUUUUGUUUGAAGAUUGAUUGUUUUGGUGAAAGAAAGUGUACGGCGCGCUGUCGUACAAACAUUAACAUAUUUGUGCCGGAUGACUGUGCCAGGAAGCAAAACCAUUAGUGGCUUUCAUGAUGUCAAGGGGGUGCAAGGAUUAAAAAGGUUUUUUUAUGCUCUGGAUUCUCCUCUCAGAUUGAGUGCCAGAUACUGUAAGAGCCAUUGUGUGUACCGUACAUUGAGUUGUCUGUUUAUUCUAUAAGGGGAGCCCUGGACCGCCUGACACAGAGCAGGAGAGGACGGCCGGGCUGUACACGGCGGUGUUGUGACUGUUUUAAUAAAUGUAAUGUAAAGUGUUUUUCAUUACACUUGGUGAAAUGGAUUAGGCCCUUUGAGCUUCCAGAUGAUUUAUUUUCAUUUCAUGUUUGGAACCGUUUGAAUGAACCUUUCUGAAUCAACUGAGUGGAAAAAUUAAAAAAGAAAAAUGGACCAUAAAAAAAAAAAAAAGAAAGAAAGAAAAAACCUGCCUCCUCACAGGCCGGAGGCCAGCUGGCUGAGGUCCAAAUGACUUCUUACGUUAUGCCAGAAACAAUCGCGGUCUCGUAUUCCUGUCAACACGUAUAGACACACAUGCAUGCACAUACACAUCCGCCUGUACACACCUGUCUAAUCCACUCCUGUUUGAUAUGCCUUUCCAAGCCUAUCUUCAGUUGUCCAUCUUUCCUUCUGUUAGCAGUUGCUAGCUUUUCCUUUGGUUGGAUUUAAGCUGCUGCACCCCCCCACCUCUCCUCUCUUCCGUACUCCUGCCUCUUUCAUUCUCUCUCCCUCUCUCUCCCUCUCUCUGCCUCUCGUGCCAGCCUGCAUCCCUUCCUUUCAAUUAGUCAAACCUAAAGAGAUCCAGCACAGCGCUGCCCCUCCUCCGCCAAACCCCUCCUCCUCCUCCUCUUCUGUCUCUUGAUGGUUCUGUCACUUUUUCUCAAUUAGCGGACCUGACAGGCAGCUCAGCCCGCUCCUCCUCUCCUCUUGGUCUUCUUCUGCCGUGCUCUCUCUCUCUCUCUCUUUCUUUCUUUCUCUGCUGUUUCUCCAGAGAGGACCUACAGUUCUGAGUUUAUGUUAUGUUGUGUUUAAGCAAAAUUAAAGAGGCCCUCGUCUGGGAUUGAACAUGCCAUGCUGGUAUCUUCGGAGCAGGUUUUGGAGAGGAUACAAGCCGGUGAUUCUGUGCUGGUGCAACACGAAAACACUGUCAUCUGCUUUUAAUUCAGCAGGCUUAAUUCUGCUCUGCCUCUAGGUGCUGUUCUAUAUCCAGCCCCCUUCUUUGUCCUCCCUGUCGGCCUGCUUCUCUUAACCCACCAUGCUGUGAGAAAUACCUCCAGAACUUGGAGAAAUCCCUCCCUGGGAUGCGUCUCUGUUUGUUCUGCCUCUCGCCCCUGCUCCGCCUGUGGAAAGGAGGGCAUGUGCUGCGAACUCCCCUCUGCCAUUCACUUGCCAAUGCGGACUUGUUUAUGUGUGUGUGAGUGUGUGGAAGGAGCAGAAGAGAGCGAGGCUGCUGUGCAGUCAGCAGACUGCACUAAGACCCUGCUCACGUCGCCUGCAGCAGGAGCAGCGGCAGCAGCUUCCCUUGUCCUGGCCAGAUUAAUGGCUGAAUGGGCUCUACCCUGCCCAGCAGUCCCCCUCUUGCCGCCCCAAUGGAGGGCAUGCUGAAACUGAGCGGGCUGGCAUUAUCGGGCACAGCCAGACCACGCUGUGAAAAGGGAUUACGCCGUCAAUCGUCACGCUCACAAACAACAUGCUGCCGCAGAAAAAAAAAAAGCCCCUCUACCAGCUUGGAUAAAGACUGCCAAACAGCUCAGUGCUUUUCUCCCUCACAAAAUCAGAGAAAAACGUCUUGCUUUAACAAAGAAACCCCCCCUUUCUUUCACUGUAGAUGAAUUGGCAUAAAUGUGUGCUUAUUAAUCAUGACAGCAUAGAAAGAGACGGAGACAAAAAGGAGAGACAGAGAAUAGCAAAAGAGAGGUAGAAAAUAGGUGAAACAAAGAAAAAGAGGGAGAAAAAGUGAGGGUAUGUAAUUAUCACCCCAUUGCCCUCCUCAGAAAGCAGCACCUCCUGUGUUAUUGCAGGGCUGUUUGCCCUUUCUGUGCAUUUCAUUAAUUAAGAUGGGAGCAUGCCGAGGCCGGGGUCAUUAAGCCCACCACAACACUCCUCCCUUCCUAGAACCUGCUCACAGCACCGGCCUCAUUGUUCCGACGGCAGAAAGUGAGAUAUUCCACACUCUGAGCUCCUGUUAAAACCACAGCGCUGUGCGGGCGAAAACACACACACACACACACAUAUACACACACACAAGGCCAAAUGAAUUGCAUCUGCGCUUUCGUGGAUAAGGUCGCACGCUUGCCAACACAAAUACGUCUGUCUUUCAUUUAGCUUGUAGAGCCAUGUUUUCCUCUCCUUAUCCCCCUCCUCCUUCCUUCACUCCGUCUGUGAGUCGUGUUUGAAAGUGAGGCUGGAGGGUGAGACAGGUGCAAAAGCAGAGAAAAGGAGACGUGAACCACCUGGACUCUGUGGAUGACUCAGAGGUCACUGAGAUGCUUGUAUGUUGUGCUGCCGGACAGGAGGCGUCUGUUUUGAUUACAGUCGCAUUAGGGCUGGGCCAUGCAGCUGAAAGUGAUCACAUUUUUCACAUCAGUAACCAUCGUUAUUACAAUUAAUGUCAAAUCAUCAUUUCUUUUAAAUUUAAUGGUAUAUUUUGGCUCCUGGAGAAACUAGACGGUUGAUCAGCCGGUGUGAAAUCUUGAUUUUUAACCAAUCUAGCAGGAGACAUAUUUUUGCGGGGGGGGGGGGUAAAUGCCGCUGCAUUGGUUAUAUUUUUGUGUCCGUCAUAAUAUAUGGGAUAAUAUGGUUCAGGUCUGAAACAUGCUCCUAAAAAGCUCAUUUACAGAGAUUUCAACCCUAACCCUAACCCUAACCCCGAUACCCAAACAAAACCCUUACGCUUAAAUUUUUUUUGUGUCAUUUUUCCUAAUUUUUUGUACCAAUGGACUUCAAAAGGUCUGAACGUGCUACUAAAAAGGUCCUGGACAGUGAUUUUAGCCCUAACCCUAACCCCAUAACCCUUACGUAAGCCUAACACUUAAAAAAAGAUUUUACAUUUUUCCUAAAUUUUUUUUGGUUGUUGUUGCAAUUGACUCCAAAAGGUCUGAAACAUGCUCCUGAAAAGGUCCUGGACAGUAAUUUUAACUCUAACUACAACUCUAACCCUAAAAAGGUCCUGGAUAUAACCUUAACCCCCACCCUAAUAACCCUAACCACCAAACCCCAAUACCCCAAUGUUACCCCAAUGUAACCCAAAUACUUAAAAUUUUAAAAAAAAAGCAAUUUUCCUAAUUUUUUUUGUACCAAUUGACUUGAAGUGGUCUGAAAUGUUCUACUAAAAAGGUCCUGGACUGUGAUUUUACCCCGAACCUCCCAAAUCAAAGAGUUUGCUGAUGAAGGAGGGGGUCCUUUUUACUUGCUCUGUGCUUGCUGAGGGUCCACCAACACUGCAGUUCCUCACUUUUAGUGCCAACUUAAAGUAUCAAAGUCAAAUUGUUAACAAAAAUAAUGAUAAUUUUGUCAGUUUUAUCCAAUUAGGAACAUGGAACGGUCACCAAUAACAAAAGUCUAUCCAUUUCGUUUUGUUAAAGUUUUAGGGGCACCGUCAGACAUUCAAAAUCAAUAUCGCCCCAACUGUGCAUAUUCACUUAGAACUGCUAUCAGCAGCAAGUAUGAGUAUAAAUCCUCUCUACCUCCAGCCUUCUUUCUCAUUUUCAUUCAUAAACUUUUCCAUAUACAGAACAUCCCACUGACAAAGACAUUUUUAGCUGCUACUUCUCUCUUUUAAUUCUAGCUUGGAGUUAUGUUAGAGAGCCAACUUAGUAAGAUGUUUCUUAGUGAUGAUCAACUCUAAAUCAAUGGUGAAUGAAGAUUCAGUAAAAACUGAAUGCCCCUAGGCAGGCGCUGGACUCAAGGACAUCAAGAACCAAGCCCAGAUCCCCCAACCCACCCCACCAUCACCACCACACAAAAAGAAGUCGUCUUCAAAGAAAACAUAUAAAGCCAAACUGACCACAGAAAAACCGUUUUGUCUCUUGACUUUGAAUACGAAACAUUCCUCUGUAUUACUUUGGAUCAGCAGGGACAGCGUAGCAGCCUUGUAUUGGUGGGAGAAUCUAAAACUAAAAGUUGAAGUCCAGAUUUAAACCGUAGUUUAACCUCAAUAUAGAUUUCUGAUUUGUUGAUGGAAUUGUUUUGGAGACAGAGAACAUUUUGACCAAGUUGAUGACUAAAACUAAAUUAAAGUGUUUGACUUUUAGUGAAGUAGGACUAGAAUAAAACUAGAAAGGGCAAAAAUGACUCAAAUGUGACUAAAACUAAAGACACACUGGCCACGGUUCAAUCGUCAUAAGAGUGCCAAUACUCUAUGAUCAUUUCCCUUUUCUUAUUUAUUCAAUGGACCACAUGUAGAGUAGGUGUUCAUGACAGGUUUUUAUCUUUUUUAAUAUCACAUUAUGUAAUCUAGUCAGUGGAGAAUAAUCUGACUUUCAUCGCACGCCUAUACUGCCCUAUUUUUGCAAUUUACCGUGCUUUAAUUUUGCUCCCAGUCUUUCUCGCAACUAUGUUAAAUAAUUAAUUACAUACUACGAGAGACAGAGAUAGUCUAAUUCUAAUUAAUUUGUUUGGUUGUUGUAGUUACCCGCUCGCACUAGAUGUUGGUUGUCAUAGCGAUGGUGUUUCUUUGUCCUAAUAUUGCGUUUGGCUUUCAUCUCAAUCCAUGUUCUCUCCUCCCGCCCUCCACCUUCAAAGUCCUUUGUGAUUUUAUUUUUUUUUCUCGAUGUCCCACGCAAAAUGAGUUUUGUGUUUGGUUGUGGUGUAAAUGCUCUCCAGAUGGGCCCGAUGAAAUAAGCCCAGGUGUGUUGGCUUACGGUCCCAACUUUCAUAUGACCUUUUACCCCCGGUGUGGGUCAGUCAAGGUCAGCCGCUCGGCUUUUCCUUCAUGGUAAACAAGCUUUAAAUCCGUCCUUAUCACCCCAUUCAGAUGGAUAGAGGUGCCACUGCCAAUUGUGUGAGAGAGAUAAAGAAAGAGCCAUAUGUUUCAAAGACAAAUUUCAUACAUUACAGCAAUCCCCAGGCUUGUCUUGUUUUGUUUGCAUUCUUAACUCAAGCAGGAAAGGCAAACAUGACAAGCAGAGCCAGUACUUAUUUGCGUAUGAACACCACCAGCUGCAUUGGACCUGAAGGAUUAUGUGGGGUUACUCUGAAUAACUGCAUCUUGCUGGUUAUUGUCCUGUCUUAUCAGUUCUCUCUUUUUCUCUCUCUGUUAUCCAUCUCAGCAGCUCCAGGGUAUCCCCGAUUCUCAGGGAGUUUGGCCCACACUUUCCUUCCCAUGAGCCACUUGGAUCACCAUGCCAACAGUGGAGUUCUAUAUGGCCAGCACCGUUUCUAUGACACCCAAAAAGGUGAGUCACUGGAUGAUUAGAGUUUAGUCAGACGGAUAAAAGACGACAUUGAAAUCAAACUCAUGCAGCUACUGGUGCGUUUCCACCAAGUGGUCCUGUUUUGUUUGGUACAGUUUGGUACAGUAAACCCUGAUCUUGCUUGCGCUUCCUCAGCCAACUGUACCCUGGCGCUUCACACAGGAAGCAUGGCGGCGUGACAGCUCCAGAAUGGCUUGAUUUUCAUUUUGGCAUGUUUGUAACCAGAUUAGACCAUUCUGACUGUUUGCGUGAGCAGCAAAUUUUACGAGUCUCUGUCUCUAAAGAAAAGGUUUGACGAUUUUUGUCUGUAAGCUGGGCGUGGAUCUCAGCAAAAAGUGCACAAAAAGAAGUCCAGUUUAGGGCUGUAUCAGCUCUGCUUGUUAUACAAACAUGACAAAUAAUCUGUGGUAGCACUUCUGGAGUGCUUUCCAAAGCAAAAGCCCAAUCUGUUUCAGAGAGAGAUUCCUCUUCAUACUGCAAAAUGCUUUUAUAAGUCGUGUGCAGGACAGUUAUGGGGUAAAAUAAGUAAUUUGAUUAGCUCCUACUUCCAACCUUAGUAAAAAAAUUCGGUCCAUUUUUAGACCUGAUAGUUUCAUGAUGAGAUCAGCUGUACAGUAUGCCACUUCGCCACUAAUGUGAUCUUGUGUUUUGAUAUCUAUAAAUGCAUUUGUUCUUACUUUUCUGAUUUUUUUUUUUCCAUAAUCAGAGAAUUUCUAUCUUCGAAGUCUGCCGUCCCAGCCACCGCUCAUCUCAGCCAAUCACAGUCUGCCACCAAUGUCCAGGGCAGGUUCGGGACACUCUCAGGGGUCCUGCAGCAGAGAAAGAGAUCCAGGGGUGGGGACAGGUCUCCAUAAGGGUCUUAAAGAGGCGUCAGUGGAGAGAGGAGUGGGACCUGUGAAGGACAAGGAGAGGUCCAGCAGCAAACACGAUGCAAAGGAGAGACAGCAGCACCAACAGCACCACAGCCACCAGCCACAACAGCCCACACACCACCACCAUCACCACCAUCAUUCCCACCCCCAUCAGCAGCAUCCACACUAUCCACAGCAUCCGCUACCGCUGGAGGAGGUCAACAGCAGAGCAAUGGAAAGACACAAGGCGUCACUCACAAUGGAGUACAGCAAAGAACACCCUCAGACUAUGGGGAAGCCCCUCAGUGCCUGCUUGCACAAUGGCAAGAUGCAAAAUGGUGAUGCAGGAGCUGGAGCGGGGGCUAAGGCCUCCAUGUCCAGCUGUGGUGGAGAGGGUACAGCCCUCGGGGCUAUGGGGGGUGGGGGUAGCAGCCAGGGCAGACAUAUGGGGUCCAGUGGCAGUAGUCGUUGUACCAAGGAGGGGAUUAGUGGGGAGAUGAGGAUCAGUGAACAACCAUCGGACUGUCUGGAAAGGGGUCAGGCACCACUUCACCAUUCUCUGCCCUACUCUGUACCUCCACCCUUACAUAUGGGUUCCCCUGCAGGAGGGGCGCACCCCCAUCCGCAUUCUCAUUCUCACCCUCAUACACAUCCUCACCCAGGGGGCUUCCACUGCCUUCAGCUCCACAGCCAUCCACACCACCCACAUCAUUCCCACCACACACACCACCCAGACUUCUUUUGCCCACCCCCUCCUGCUCCUCUUGCCAACCCCGCCUCACAUGAGAGGGGGCCGGCCAAUGUGGUGAGAGAUGGCAAAGUCACAGGGCCUACAUUUGUGCCAUCUGUGGCGGACCUGGGAGACAAAUCCAGUGGGCCAUUCCAGCUUGGUAACCCUGACUGCCAGGGUGUGGGCGUUGGAGGGGGAGGAGGAAACGCCAAGGACAAGGUAAUAGAAAAAAACGGAGGUGGUGGGCACCAUAGUAGUUGGCAUAGGAAACAGCAGCAGCAGCAACAACAACAACAACAACAACAUCAGCAGCAGCAGCAACAACAACAGCAACAACAGCAGCAGCAGCAGCAACAUCCCUACAGAAAGACAGAGAAGGCCCCAGACUGGAUGCAGUCCCACCACCAACACCUUCAGCCCUCACAGCUUCCUCCAACUCCCCAGCUACAACAGCCUCAGCACCCUCAACAGCAGCACCAAGUUGCACGUUCACGCAGCGCUGAGUGUAUCAACAGUGGUGUGGAUAUGGACGUGUUCAGGUCCUCAGUUCCCCAGGGACCAAAAGCCGGACACUCCGUCCCUCAUUCUGUCAACACAUCACCCUACAGAGACUGUUCCCAUCCUGGUCCUCCACCAAACUCUUCCCCACUUGGUAGUAAAGGCAUGGGCCAACACGGUGGUGCUGGAGCACCCCAUGGCCCUAGUCCUGGGGUCAGCUGCUCCUUACAGAGAGAUGGCCAAAAGGUAGCCAGGAUACGCCACCAGCAGCAUGGCCGACCUGGUCAAGAUGCUCCUUCUCCGGCUGAGUUGAACCAAGUGACAAGUCAGGAGUUGAAAAGAAAGAUGGAUAUGUCUCCUUAUGGUUACAAUAACAGCAACGGGCAGCACCUCCACCAGCAGCCCCCAUUGCCAUCCUGGGCCAUGAGGCCUCCAAACCACAUGUCACAACCUGAGGAGGAGCAAAGGAAGACCUACAUGGAGUUAGGGACCACUGGGGGUCACUCCCAGCAGCAGCAGCAGCAACAGGGAAUGAGUCUGCCUCCUCCCCAACCUCCCCCUGUCCCUCCCCUCACUCAGCAACAGCAGCAACCACAGCAGCAGCAACAAGAGCCCCAAGGUCCAACUCAGGGGGAGAACAGUGCCAUGAAAAGCUUACUCAAGUACAGCAACCAGCAACAGCCACUGCUCCUCUCCCAGAAGAGCCCCUUUGGCGGGCUAGGAAGCCUCAAAUCAGGUCCUGCUGGUGGGAGCUGUGCUUUGCAGGGCAACAAACAGACUUUACCAUCCAGAAAGGGUCCAACAAAUGAAAAUGAGCGUCCUGAUUACAGUGGACGGAGCAGGGAAAUGGGCGAAACAGGACAUGGAGAAAGUGAGGUGCGGCAGCCGCCAGUGGGGAUUGCGGUAGCGGUGGCCAGACAAAGGGAACCACCCUGUCGCUCAGCGGACAGUCACUCCAACAGCCGUCAGGGCAGGGUGCAUCCCUCGGUGAAAGGUAACUUUUUAAAAGUACGACUUAAAUGACAAACUAAUACAAGGGUCCGGUCUCUAGUGAGCUAUUAAAGUGUCAGAUCAAGGGCAAAGGCCUGGAGAGAAUGUCCUCGCCAAUAAACACAAGAAUGAAAGGUAAUGAUUGAGCUCAUUUUUGUCUCGCAGGACCACCUCGCUCCAUGUACCCCUCAGAUCCCACCACCGAAGAGGAGAGGAAGAGGAUGAGUGGGGAACAGAUUGGUCUGACUUGCUUGGACAGAGAAAGGGAUGCAUAUAUCAGGUACGAGACGGCUGAGCCACAGUUUAAUAAAUGGACUGGAAAAUGGACUGUGUUUUAUAUAGCACUUUCUCUAGUCCUCAACCACUCAAAGCGCUUAUAAAUCCCCCAACAUAAAUCCGUAACUAUUACAAAAAGUCAAUCUAGCGGUGGUAAUUUGAAUUUUCUUAUCUGAGUCUCAUCUUAAUUCCAGGGAUAAUAAAGAAAGGGUUGAGUUUGCCAGAAUCCAUCCCUCCAACAGCUGUCACGGAGACCUCACCUCUCAUCUCAUGGUCCCGGGCGGGACCUCUUUACAGUCUGGCCAGUUAGGAGAUCCUGCAGGACACUCAGCCCACCAUCAUUGGAUGCCAAGAACUGGAAGCCCAUCCCUCUGGAUGACAGGACACUCUUAUGGUAAAAAUAACACUGAUAGUUUUAAAACAACAAGAAGCGCAAGUUUACUUAAAAAUAUGAUUAUAUGUUAAAGUGAUUUACUUUCAUUCAUGGGUGGAAAUAUUCAGUGAUCUCGAUAUGCAGCUGAAUCAACAUUAUGCUAAGAAUCACAUAUUCUCAUAACACAAAAUGCCCAGAUGUUUUGACCCAUAUAUGAUGAAACUCGCGCUGGGAAUUGCACCGCCAUAUCGUUGUAAAAUGUCAUAUUUUGAGCAUGUCUAAACCCUGGAAUGGCGCCACUAUGAAUGUCAGAGUUUUUAAUGCCUCAAACGUCACAUUUCUGACAUCAGCUUUGUUUUUUUUUUUAUGCCUAACUAACAAAGAGUGAUGAUAUGUAAUAGAUUUGUUCAUACUCCAGCCAAAUACAGAGUAUUUUUAUUUCAAUAUACGAAAAAGGAGCAGUUUCUGAUACUUUAUUUAAUGUGUUUUAUUAUAUAAGGACAUUUUUAUUUGUCCUGAUAUGCAGCAUAUCACACUAAAUCUUCAAAUUUAGCACAGUUAGCAUGUUUAACUAGCUUCCAUUAAAGUAGAUGUGGUUCAUUUUCAUAGAUUGAGAUGGGUACAUAAAUCUUAACUGACCUCUUUUCUCUGUAGCAGGUAUAGGUCACACAGCGCUGCACCAGAAUCUCCCUCCAGGUUUCUCUGCAGCCAUGCCAGGCCCUCUACAGCCAGUUCUGCCUCUGCCUCAGGACCCCUCUGCUCAGCUGGUGGUUCUUCCUACUGAACCUCCUACAACUCAUCACCUGGGUAAGCUACAACCUAACGCUCUCCCCCUGUGCAAAUAUUUAAAAAAAUCUUCAAAUAUACCGUGCACAUUAUUCUCCAUGAAUUAGAAAUUCACUUUGUACCCCGGGUUUGCCUACCUCUGACUUGUAAUGAACAAAGCCAGUGUUCAUACAAAAAUGAUGAACAUUCAAAGCUCCAAUUUUGCACACAGCACUAUUAAAAGUUCACUACCUGCCAGCCUCAGAACUUUCUAGAAAGAAGUCUUGGUACACUUCCAUGCUGUAUGUGCAGCCCCCUUAUAGGGAAGGUAUUAGAGUGUGAGGGCGAGGGGAAGAUCACUUCUUACACUCUUUGUAGACACAUUCAGUGAACAGGCUGUGACAUUUAAUUAGCUCACAAUCUUCAACGGUACAUUUCCUUCUGUGCUCCACAGGAGUUUCAGCCGAGGGAGGAAAUGCAUCCGCAAAAGCUUUCCCACAGGAAACAUUUGCGUAUCCAAUUUUAUGUCUCCGAACAAGGAUUUUUAGUGUGUCUACGAGAAAGGGGAUGGAAGGGAGAGUCAGGGGUGAGAGAAUAGGGUUCCUGUACUGUUAGCCCACUACUUCCCAAGUGGAAUCUGUCAUAGCACCCACAUGAAGUUGUAAUGGUCCUUAAAGCCACAUAAUAAGAAGGGGUGUCCACCCACAAGCAUGGGAACUUGGCCCCCUGUUGGACCCUUCUGCAGAGCCUUCUCUGUGGUUUGGCUGAGCAGGUGGGACUGCAGCAGUAAAAGUCCACGCUGAGUGCAUUUCCAGCCCUGUGUUUUGACCUCUGAUCAACUUUUGGACCAUCAUCAUCUGUUCACAUUUCAUCACUGUCAUGGAUUUUUCCAGCAUUCCAGCAAAUUCUCAAGACACUUCUUAAAAGAUACAGCUUUCUUUUCAGGAAGGAGGAGAGUGUGGGAUUGUUGUGCCUGGGGAGAUGUUGUUCUGUGAUUUCAAAAAUAAUUUCUGAGGAGAUCCGUCUAUGUCGCGGCUGUAAAAUGGGAAUAGAAUGAUUUUUAAACGAUCCAUAAUGGUUUUACUGUUUUGAAAUGUGUGUGUGGGAGGUAGAUAAUGAGCGAUAUGGAUAACACAAUGCUGUAUUGUAGUGUUGCACUCUUGUGUAUGAAUGCAAAGUGUGAGUGUGUUUUCCAAGGUAGCCCCCUCUGUCAUAUCCAUCCUCCUUUUUCUCAUUAGACGUGAUGGAGCAGCCAGGGCUGUGGCCCCCUGUGUAUGGCGCCCGGGGCCCACCCUCCCACAUGCAGCAUCCUGCUGUGUACUCCCGAUCCCAGUUUCUACGGCAACAGGAGCUGUACGCUCUCCAGCAGCACCAACAGCUUCAGCAUCAGCAUCAACAUCAGCACCAGAGCCACCAGUCACAACAACCACAGCCGCAGUCUCAAACCCAGCAGCAGCAGCAGCAACAACAGCAGCAGCAGCAGCAGCAGCACAGGGCUGCACAUGGCAUGGACAUGCAACAUCAUGCAGCUCACAAUUCUCAGGUGACUCUCAAAGGCAGCAUAUUCAAGAACAAAAAAAAAUCUCAGUGUGAACAGAGUUUGCUUGAAGUAGAUCUUCACAGAUCUGCUGCUGUAAAAAAAAAGCAAAAAUCAAGUCUGUGAGGCAUGAGUCAGCUAAAAUCUUCUCAUUAGCAUUCGGUCUAUUUUUGUCCCUCUAAUAUUUUCUGGGAUACGCUGAGUUUCUCUCAUGGAUAAAGCGAAUCUCUGAAUAUAGGCUGCAAAGCAAGUAGACUGUAAAGUGAAAGAGAAGUUUGAGAGGAGUUUAUUUGUACAAAGAUCACUUCAGAAAUAUUAAGUAUCUGAUGUAUUGCACCAUUUAGUCUAUGAUUAUCAUUACAAUAUCCUACCACAUUUGUUUAUUUAUUCACUUUAAUUUACUAUAUGUAUAUAAAUAUUUUUAUGUAUAUAUUAUAAAUGUACUUAUUAUUUUACUAUUUAUUUACCCACUUAUUUUUUUUUAUUUUAUUUUGUUUUAUUUAUUUUUAUUUCCACUAUUAUUUUUUUCUCUCUCUCCUUUUUUCUUGCAUUUUUAGUAUCAUAAUAAUAUUAUUUUUGUAAUAAUUGUUAUGUAAUAGUGCCUACCUUUUCUUCUCUCACUCUCUUUUCAAUAAUCAUCAUAAUUUAAAAAAGAGGAGACAAUUCACACCCACAAAUACACACACUUUUUUAACACACAUAAAAACACCCACCCACCCACACUCUAAACACAGCCUUGCCACACCUGCUAAAUGUUUCUAAAUGUUAUGUGUCCUUGCUAUACGAGUCACUUUGUCUUGUCUCCGUUGUCGGUUUGUACUGUUUAUAUGUUGUCAACCACCUGUCAUGUGCUGUCUUGCAUCACCUAAUAAAAAAAAUGUACAGAGAUCAUAAUUAACUUUUUAAACUAAUAAUUAACUAUUUCUCAUUCUGAUGCCACAGAUGCAGAAGAGGCAGGAUGAGCCCUCGGUUCAACUAGAAGAACUCAUAUCAGAACCAAGAACUCCUAAACCGGCCAAGCCCUACUCUUACAACCCACCUCAGAGGAAUACCUCCCCCGCAGGAGCCUGCACUGCUCACCUGUCUCCUUGUUGCCAGUCCCCAUCACUACGACCACAUCCUAAAAGCACGCCGUCUACGCCCUGCCCUGCUCCCAGCCCUGCUGCAGCAGCCCCUCACUCACCGGUCAUCAGCCCGGCCCCACCGCAAAUGCCUAAAGGGAAUGACGCCCAGGACAAGAGAGUAGAGGGACAGCCUCCUCAGGAUUACCCGGAGUCUCUGGAACCUGGUAAGCGCGAGCAGCGUCCCUCAUCCACGAGGAAACCGGUUCUUAAAACUCACUUAAGCAGAUUUUUAGAAGAGUUUGACAUUCAGCAGAGUUUUUUCUGCUUUAUGUUUUUAGCUAAGAACAAAAUCUAACUCUUAAGAGUGCUGAUAAUGCACACUGAGUGCUAAUAUGUCUGUGCAAUAUAGACAGGUCUAAAUAAGUACAGUGGCCGAGAACUGCCACUGCUGCAAAUAAAAAAGAAUGCAAAAAAAAAAACGAAACCAAAGCCCGCUGUAAAAAAAAAAAAAAAAAAACAGUGCAGAUUUCAAAGAAAAGCCACAACGGGAGUUAACAAUGCAAAAAAAAGUGGCGAUGCAAAAAAAUAAAAAUAAAAACAUACUGCGAAAGUAAAAGGAUGCAAAUACAAAAAGCCACAAUGGAGGUGAGUUGCCGGAGACCAAUAAUAAAAAAAAAGGAAGGGGUCUGCAUACUUAUUUAUAUGAGUAAAGCAACUGAACUGUAAAGCUACUCUCCUCUUGUGGGUGGUCUUUUGGGGUGUAGUGGGUUUUCCCCCAUGUUAGCCAAAGCUAACACUACACCGGCAUCCUCCAGUUCAACUUUAUAUCGACUCAGGGGCUACAUGGUCUGACCAAAUACACAUUGAAAAAUACACAUAGUGGAAUUAAACAAUAACUUUUCCACUUACUUCAUUGCUCGUCUUCUCGCAGUCGUCUUCUGUGCCUAGAUCGUAAAACACCGGUGCAAUAUCAUCAUUGGUCCCCGGCAGCUCACUUCCGUUGUGUGUUUUUUUUUAUUUGCAUCCUUUUAUUUUCAGUUUUUUUUGCGUCGUUCACUUCCGUAGUAGCUUUUUUUUUUUUUAAUCUGCGUUGUUUCCUCUUUUAUUUGCAGCGGGCUUUGGUUUCGUUUUUUUAUUUUCAUCAGUAACUUCUGUUGUGUCUUCUUUUUUUGCACACUUUUUUAUUUGCAGUGGCGGUUUUCAGCCACCGUAAAUAAGGAUACAAUGAAGGCCAAAUUUAAACAAUAUAUGUUAAAAAGCUGUCCUGCUGCUACCCUCUUACUCUGGUUUCAGACAUUAAAAACUAGAGUAUAAAAAUCAUAAAUCUUGCCGCUGAUGGUCGUGUUUGCUUUUUUAUCUUAUAAAAAAGGAUCAGUAUGAACUCAAAUCUACUUCAUAAACGUCAUAAAAACCCUCAUUGGAGCUUUAACUGUCCUAUUAUGUCAUUUUUAAAAGGAAGAGUUGAGUUAUGUUUAGAGAUCUCUCUUCUGUCUCGUUAAAUUUCCCUCUCAGAUGUCAGAUCAGACUUCUGUAUCUGGCUUCAUCCAUCCUGAUAACGGCAUUAAGACACUGCAGCCUUCUCCGGGCAAACGAUAUCAUCAAACGCACAGCACAUGUUUGUUUAAAUUUAUCCACUUAUGAAGCAACUAAAUCCAAUAAAUCAGACCAUUUGUGCUUUACUUCCAGCCGCAACAUGACAAGAUAAGUCAGGACCAGUUUUUAUUUGAAUCUGUGCUCAUAUAUUAUGUGCCUUUAUUCCCCCAUUCAGUCAAGUUCAUGAAACUGCCUCAGACUUGGAAACUUUUCAAGAACAAAUCAAAGUUUUACAUUAAGAUGUGAGCGAAUGAAACCCAAAUCUCCUGCUGCUUUCGGUGCAUCUGAUGCCGCGUUGAGUAAUUCCAGGUAAUAACACGACAUUGAACGUUAUACCCAAUGUUAAUUACAAAAGCCACUCCGGUAAUGAUCAUUUUUCUGCCGGUGGUAAUGUGUGUUGGCAAGCCCCUGAUUGACUGAACAACUCAAAGCUGCAGAAAAACUGGCUGCUAGCACUGUUACCGUGGUAAUGACUGAGAAACACCUCAAUAGCAUCCCUCGCCUCUCCUCCACCCCCACAGGCCUCACACUCUCUUCAUCAUCAUUAAUGUCUGGCUAACGGCCACCGAGCGCCAGAGAAAUCGUGUCAGGUGCUCUGAUAAACCAAAGGCCUGGCCCACUUCAAAAAAAACCUCUUACACAAGGUUGCAUGUGGUCCUUUUUUUCCUCUUGCUAGUUUAUCAAGGCAGGGUUUUUCCUUUCCUUGUUUUUGCCCCUUUUGACCUCAAGGGUGUCUGUGGGGUUCCCCUCAGAGUGGGCAUGAUGGAUUAGGAUUUUUCGCUUGAGAUAUUUAGCCAGAAACUCAAACAGAUUAAUUUAGCCAUAACACCAUAUUUGUGUUCCUCCGCAGAUUUACCUCCUGGUUAUACCUACCCUGCUAUGACCAUGGGCUACAGGAGCGGACCCUCCCCCCAGGAUGUUCGACUGGCUGAGCCGGCCGACCUGGAAGCUGUCCAAGUGGAGCCUGCUGAGCACGCUCCCCAAUCUCUCUCUAACCUCGGGGAGGGGCUUGAAUGCCAAGCGGUGGUCAGGCCCCUCCCAGAGCCACUUCCACCCAAGGAGGUGGAACAGGCAGAGGAGGAAAGAGUUGUUGAGAGAGUCCUGGAACAGAGGGAGGAGGUUGAGGGAGCAGCGGUGACAGCAGCCAGCUAUGUGCCUGGAGAGAAGGAGGUGGAGGAUCAGGGGCCUGCUGAGGAAGAGGUCCUGGUUUGCCCCCCUGCAGAGAGCCCGGUGUGCGAGGCCGCUUCCUGUCCUGUACCCCUCUCAACAGAGGAGCUGGAAAGGCCAGAGGCUGUCAUCACCCUGGAGGAGGAAGAUGAUGAUGAGGCGGUGGGUGAGGAGAGCCAGGUGGAGCCUGCUCAAAAGGUCAACAUGCCUGGAGAGCAGGAGCCAGAGCUGCCCACCAUCAUCGAGCUUGACCCUGCCUCCCCUGCAGCCCCUGAGCUGCAGUCUCCAGCCCAGGAAGAAGCAAAGGACAGCAAGCAGCAGCAGGAGAACGAGACGUGCCCCGACGAUGCCUCAGAGGAUUUCGUGUGUCUUUCUCCGGCUUCUACUUCUGCCCCUGCGAGCCCGAGCCAGACAACUGUUGCUGUGCCCUACAAACCUCUUGUGCCCUGCUACUGGAGUCUGGAGCUGCUGAUCGCCGCAGCGUUCUGCACAGAUGUGCCGCCCUUUCCCUUGUUUCCCUUUAGCGCCCCGUUAGCCGCUCCGUCACCGCCUAACCCCCACCAGGGUAUGGAGCUUCUCAGUGAGCUGGCGGAUCUGGAGCUACAACAGCAGAAACGCACCUGUGGGAAAAGCCAGGGUGAGGGACAGUCAAUCUUCGACGACUCAGACACAUUAACAUACUUAUUGAAACACACUUAUAUCAGCAAAAUGCACUUCUCCGCGGUAGUUUCCCUCAGUCCAUCGAGACAAACUCCCACUCCCCCCUCAGGCCUAGCCUCCGUCGCUCUGUGUUCCCUCCAAGAUACUCUUCUCUUCCUGCUGGUCCUCAGGGUCUCUGGUGGAUUCUAACAUGUCCCCAGAGGAGUCGUCUGCAAGCCUGCUCGCCGUUUCUCUUCUUUGGUGUGUUAAAGGCACUUUUAUUUUUCUAAAAGGCUGUUCUAACGAUGCAGAGGCCUCAGGAGAGGGAGAAGAAGCAGGAGGACAGGGCUGAACCGCUAGUGAGGGGUGUACACCUCCCUUUCUCGCUCCCUCUCUUUCCCUUCCAGCUUUCCUUUGGGAGCCGUGUCUCUGUCUCUCCAUCCUGCCACUGUUUGAUCCACACGUGUGGAGGAAUGCACACACACACACAGUCCCAAAUACACUCGCUGUAACAAAAAGAAAAAGGCAGAAACCAAUUGACUCCCCUCUCUCACACACACGUUACUUAAAGUUUGUGUGUAAUCGCAAAAGCAGUCGAUGUUUUCAGCACCCUGGAGCAUUGCCUGGCUAAUUAGACCCCAUUGUUUUAAAGUGCCUUUAAAAGCUUCCUUGUUUUUCAAAGCGCCAUGUGUUUUUUUUUUUUUUGUUUUUUUUUUUUAUUCAUGCAAAAGGAUGUUUUGUGUUUACCACAGCAUCCUAAUGCAUUUAACUGCUCCCAAAAGAGGUUUCUAUAAAAAGGGUAUCAUCAACUGAUUUCAGAGUCAGUGAUGUUGUCUUUGUGAUGUGAUCCUGUUGACAGCCCAGGGAGGUGGCUUAUGUCAAGUCACAACAAUUGUCUUUACCAAAACAAGUGCUAAACACGAGGAAAAGCAUCAGCCUUCUAGUCGACUCGUGAAAAGAAGGGAGUGAAAUUCAUUUUUACUUUGUCUCUAUGUCAUACCUGCCAACAUUUGGGUUAUAAAUCUGGGAGACUUUUGAGGCGUGCGCCGGGCAGUUUUGGGGUUCCCUUGUAGAGGUGGAUAUGAGUAAAUUAUGAGAUUUGUAAUUAAAUUGCUCAUCCAAAUAAGUGAAGCUUCACACUUUUUUGUUUUGUUUCAACAAUAACAAAUGGUAAUAAAAAAAUAAUAGCUGCGAUAUGCCUUGAACUUAUUAAGUCCACUAAUAUUGGUGUUAAAGACCUCAUAUAUUUUACAUGCUCUCCCAUAUGAGGCUCUCUGAACAUCCGUGCGAACAAUACAGCGCUCUUUUGUCUGAGGCUGCCCUGAACGCAUCACUCCAAGACGGGCAAGACUAUCAACGUGAAUAUUAUGUCUCGAGUUUGUUUCCAUUUUGUGUUCAUUUUGCAACAAACACGGCUUAAAUAUAGUUUACAGCCUAAACCGAUCUGAAUCAUCCCAAAUUGUGAAGUAAAAGUAUUAAUCCAGUGUCUGUCAAUCUCAGUAGAAACUCAACUCAACUCAAACUUUAUUUAUAGAGCACUUCAAAAACAACCGAAGCUGACCAAAGUGCUGUACGGGUCAAUAAGACACAGUGAAAUACAUAAAACAGACAGUAAACAAUAUGAUCAAAAACACAGAAUACAUGAUUAAAAUACAGCAAAGUAAACACAAGACAAUCUUGGAAACUUUGGACAAAUAUAGUGAUCGAUUCAUGCAAAACUAUACGGGAGAUUCCCAGGAGAAAUGACAAUAUGGGAGGUGGGCGGGAGAUAGGUCUGAAAUACAGGAGAGUCCCUGGAAAAACCCGAGUGUUGGCAGGUAUGCUCUACAUCCAGAUACUCAGGCCCUCGUUCAGUCUGUGCAACAGGCAGGAAGAGAUAUAUAUGAAGGGCUUCUGUCCAGAUGGCCCCUGACAAAGCAGCAUCUGUUGAGUCCACAUUGAUGCGACCUCUGAAACAAUAUACAGAAGCUUUCUAAUGCCGGCCUAGCAUGCCAAAGCUACCAGUAUAUCAUUCUUUGUCAGUGGACAAAUAAAGACACGGCUGAAAACAGGAUGCAAGUGCAGGUUCGAGUGCCGAAUGAAGCUCUGAAAUGGACAAAAUCUUUCGCGUUCACGUUCACACUUUUAAGAUCAGGAGGUCACAAACAAAAUAUGAAAUCAAUGUUUUAUUUCUGUUGUCCUGUAACAGAAGACGAGCUGCUGAUGUUUGACCUCCAGAGCCUCGCCACUCUAGCCACGGCACGUGCGCUGGAGAUGGGAUCGCAGGACAGCAGCGGUGUGAGUUCAGGGCGACAUUUCCCGGCCCGCAGGAUCCUCAAUUUACGCAGGAAAUGCAGCUGGACGCCCCGCAAUGAACCAGUAAGACUGCGCCGAUGUUUGAUAAUGACGAAUGGGUGACUUUGUUGAAACUUUUGAGGUAACUUCAACGAUGUAAAUGAUAACCGAGAGACUGUUCCUCAGGUGUGUCCUGCCAAAGGUACCAUGGAAACAAUGGAUGGGGCUGAGCUUGCAAUGCGUAUGAAGUUGGCCGAGCUGCAGCGUCGCUACAAAGAGAAACAAAAGGAGCUUGCCAAACUUCAGAGGAAGACUGAUCAUCAGUGAGUGCGACCUUAUUCUCCUUCCCCUUGUGGCCACUUUUUUGUCCAUGUUCACACAGCAGGCACAAGUGACCCAAAUCUAAGCUUUUGCACAUGUGUGACUCCGAUCGGAUUUUCAUGACAGUGUGAAGCGGAUCUUUCCAGAUCAGACUUGGACCACCUUUACAGUGUGAUCUGCACUCAGACCUUCAAGAUAAGAUAAGAUAAGGUGUUCUAUUAAUAGUCCCACAAGGGGGAAAUUCCAAAUUACAGGAGCAUGAAUACAGAUACAAAAAGAGAAAUUAAAGGAUUAAGAAACUGUAACUGCAGUCUGGACAGUCAGGUUGGAAAGAGUGUGACUUUUAUAUCAUUCAAACUUGACAGUUCUAUGCAGGAGUCACUAAAAACAAAGAAGAUGAGGGUGGUUGAGGCCCCACUGGCCUAGCGGUCUACAUGCAGUGUGAACAAAGCCUGUGUUUCAAAAGCAAAAAAAACAAUUUGUCUCAGAGUUUUUUUUUUUUCCAGGUUUUGAUCACCGUGUGUAAGAUAUGUGUAGCGUCUCUGUCUGCGUGCGUGUUUACAUCUGCUUGUGUAUGCAGGAAGGAGGAAACACCUCGCAGCCCGGCCCGACGAGGACCCGGGCGGCCAAGGAAGCGGAAACCCACCCUCACCACAGGUCCAGUGUCCUCAUCUGAGGGCCAAAGAAAAGUCAAGUGAGUACCGCUCGGCUAAUCUCCGCUGGCUGGCUACGGUCCAGUCCUGCCUGAUAAGCCCCUUUGUAUCACUGGCAUACAGGGACGGCCUCUCAUUGGCAUAAACAGGAAAUGGGAGAACACAGCUGAACCAUUCAAGAAAGUCCUCCUGAGUCCUCUGCUAAUUGAAUCAACGCUGGCAUUAAUUGUAUAACAGCAUAAACAGUGUCACUUUUGUGUACGUCUGCUGGUCCAGAAUAUUUAUGUAUCCUUGAUAUAUGGACCACACAUACCUUGAAAACCGCUCAUGCCCCUCAUUAGGCUGUUACGCAGCUAAUCUUAAACCUCAGUGGCAUUACAGUUGUGCAUGUUUGGCUUAGCUGUGGCGGGGUAGCAGGGGGAGCUGCCUGCAAGCUGGGGAGGGAGAGGAGAGGGGUGGAUGACAGGCAGAGGAUGUAAUUAGAGUACUGUGAAUUCUCCUGUAAUCUGUCCCAGCAGCAGGAAUGUGACACACCACAGUCCAAUGGGGUCACCAGGGGUCCAAAGGAUAACAUGGUGGUCAGACAGUGUGGGCGCUCCGAGAUAAGCUGACAUUUAGAGCUCAAUGUCCACACGUGUGUGUGUGUGUGUGUGUGUGUGUGUGUGUGUGUGUGUGUGUGUGUGUGUGUGUGUGUGUGUGUGUGUGUGUGUGUGUGUGAGGGACAAAAAAUUAUUAGAGUUGAUCACAGUGGGAUAAAAAUAAAUUUUAAAAAAUGGACCCUAAAUUUUUCUCAAUGUAUUGAUGACAUUUACAAAUUUUGCAAUCUUCAGCUUCUUUAGUCGAAGGAUUAUCGUAGCUGUUUGGUAGCGGUGGCAAAACUGAUAGACCAAAAGGUUUAGGGGAUAAAGGGAUGCCGUCAGGCUUCAAUUAGCCUUGUCAUCAGGGUUUGGAGAGGCUUAGAGCACGAAAUGCCAACUUGCAGCAUACUCUCCCUCUCUCUCUUGCCAUCUUCUCUUCUUCCUCCUCUUCUCGCUGUAGUUUCUGGGCAGCGGGCCACAUUGUUCCCAGCUAACCCUCCGUGAUUUCACCUUCCACCCAUGUAACCCUGCCCCCUUCGCCCGGCCAAGCCCCGUCGGAAUAGGGAUGCUGAUGCUGGGUGACAAUGACACCCAAAAUGAAAGGGUAGCAGCCAGGACCCUACAGCAAAACACCGGGGAGGAAGAGUGGGUGGGGGUCUACUCUGUCUCUGUUAUGUUAGGACUUCAGCCACAGGUCUAGCGCUCUUAUUUUCCUUCAAAGCAGCGAGGGUGAGCUCGCUCGUUUCUGCAGCGAGGAGCGCGCAAGAAAGCGGACGCCUUGGGACUGAUUAGCCCCAUGUUGUGUUACAAGGCGGGAUUAUGUAAAAGCAUGUGCUGCACCUGUCACUCAUGCCACUACAAGAAGCUGAUGCUUGGGGACUGUGAUGGAGGGCAGUGGGUCAGUGGAGUAACAACCCCAACUUUAGGUGUUUUUCUUUCUCCACCUCAAACUGCUUGAGCCUCCAGGAGUGUGUGAGCGAUAAAUUCAUGCAUCUGUGCAAUUAGAACUGGAUGCAGCUGUGUGCACAUGAGCAUCUACGCAGGCAUUGUUUGUUUUUUGUGCGUGCCUGUUAUUCCUGUGGGUAGAGCGCUGGAGUCCUUUGUGGUGCUGCUUUGAUUGGGGGGAAGGCUGGAGAGAACUGCCGCUCGCCAGAAAACCCUGCUAAUCAAUUCUGUUUAAUUAGUCACUGUAUGCUCAGCCCCAACAGCCCCCCACAAAGGGGAGGGACUCUGUCAUAUUGUGUUUGUCAGCGGCGGAAGGCAAGCUGUGGCGGGAUGUGCCUCACAGGGACAACUCACACUCCACCGCCACCUCUGUCACUCUCCUGUCAGUCAGCGGGCAGACAGUCCUACUGCCCGACAAUCGCCUUCAUUCUUCUCUCCGCUGUGAGAGAUGCAUGCUGACACACUCUGAUUAUGAGAUUUACACACACAACCGAGGCCCGCGCAAAAACUGUGUGUACUUGUGUCAUGCAGUGUUAAUUUUGACAAGAAGUUUGAAUUCAGUUUUUGUCAUUUUCAGAAUAUUGCAGUUUUAGUAGAAUAUUGCAGAUUUAGUCAGUGGGUCUUUUUUUUAUUUUUUAUUGUCUCAUGAGUCAGUGCUCAUUUUCGCCUAAUUUGAAUUGAUGUCGUAGUCAUAAUUUCUCAGACAGUUUUGAUAGUUUUAAAAGAAAGAUAUUCCUCCUUGUCAAAAUUCAAGCAGGAAUAAAACAUACUUUUCUGUGUUUGGUCAUCUUUGCUGAGAACGUACAUGUUAUGAAUAGAGCAAUAAGUUUUUCUACAAACCAACUUCUGUGAACAUGGAUUUAGAGAGAUGACAUUUAUUUGCGUCCUUGGAUCAUAAUACAUCGCAAAUACUCAGACGCUCUGUGGCGUUUCUUUUCUUCGUCUUGUAUUAUUGGCGCUCCACCAUACAUUUAUGUCUGAGCUAUACAUCCGUCCACCCCUAACUAGAGCUGUAGCCCCUAAUUAAACCCACUGAGCAUUUUUUGGGUCUAAAACAGGUCUAAUAGACGUCUAAAUGUAGCCGAGAAGACUGGACUAAAAUCAGGCGACUACAGGUCUAAAAAUGAACGUUUUUCAGGCGUCUAAAUCUGGGCUAUAUCUAUAUAUCUAAAAAUACACAGAAUCUAGACGGUUGAAAUUAGGUCUAAAACAAACUGUAUGACUAAUAGCUGUCUAUUGCUCAGUGGGAAGAUGAUUACUAUAUGCUUAUAAACAAGCAAGGACGACCAAUAAUAUCUGAUUUUGAUUUAGAAAGUGUUGGCAAACUUGUGUGUCUGGUUAGCUUGACAGGCUAGCAUUAGCGAGCUAACAUUAGCUACUCAGCAAACCCUUUAAAACUGUUUACCAGCAGACUCUGUAAUCCUGUAUUCAGCUGUGUUUAAUUAUCGCAAUUCCGACUUUAUUCCUCACUUUUUUAACCUUUGGGGUAGUCAGCCAGUGGGAAAUUAAAUUAUUUUAAUAACCAGCUAAUUAGCCACUAUGGGAUCCCUGGUGUCAGUGUAACAAAAAGGCGUCCAUAAGUCAUUUUUAAAGAUGCCAGCAGUAGCUUUUUACAGCUUUUGAUAAGCAAGCCACUAGCCUGCUCGCUCUUUUUGCCUUAGACUUACUUACCUUAGGAAAACCAUUCAAUGAGAAUGAUAAAGAUGUUAUUUUUCUAUGCUGGCUAAAUGAAGACGUGCUCGCACUUUUAAUUCCAAAUAGGAACUCUCAUAAAAAAGUAAAAUGAACUUUAUGUACUCCCUGUUUGAAUCUGUGCUCACUCUGUAAAUCUAACUGAUUUCCUAGACAGCAGGCACACUAGGAAAGGGUAAGUUAAUCUUUUGUUUGAGCGUGGCCUGGCUCAUGUUGGCGUGGUCCACGGGCAAGCUUCCAGAGGGAAAUUCAAGGGCAUUGCCUGUGAUGCUGUUCCGCGUAAAGUGUGCCACAGUUAUAUGAAAAUGCGGCUGCAAGGCUAUGAUAUUCACCGAGAACAACGGAGCCGCAUACAAAUGCAAUGCCUUCCAACCAUUUACUGUAUCUUUCAAAGCUUUGCAGUGCUUCAAGGGCUGCAGAGACACUCCCUAGAUACAGCGUUAAGGCUUCUUAGGCCACACUGCCCUCAAACAAUCCCAGGUUUCUUGUUAGAUCCCAUUUUUCAAGUGUGUGGUUCAGACAGUGGGCUCUCCGUGUCCUUUUUUGUCAUUCUGUUCAUCAGACAGAGAAAAGGGAGUUAUCGGAUCCCACAGUGAGGUGACUCAACUCUGUUUUCCCCCUUGUGAUGUCCUACCCCUUCUUUUUCUUUUAAACUACCGCUGUUCCCCUCUAAUGAAUGCCUCUCCCUUGUUUUGACUGGCAGGUCGAUGGGGGCGGGGCUUGCUCUCUCGCCCGAGGACCUGGAAGGGGGCGGGGACAGCCAGAGAAGGAAGAAGAGGCUGUCCAGUCGAGGCUUUGAGCGACUCAGCAGCACACAGGUCAGGGUCCCCUUGUCCUCCUCUCUUUUGUCCUCUAUGCAACUAGAAAUAAAAGAGGCCACUCUUUGUUUCUCUGCGUUUGAUAUAUUCCUUUGUUGCACACCAUUUCUAAUUAGGUGCUACCCUCAGGAGUCAAAUCCUCUGCUCUCCAUAUUAAUAUCUUUUUUUAUUGGGGCUUCUACCGUUUCUUUUCUUCUCUGUAUGUGAGCAAAUGAGAGCCCUCUCCCUCUGACGUUCAGAUGCUUUCACGGCUGCUGUGACCGGGAGUGUAACCGUCUCUCUCAUCUCUCUCUGUUGCAGCAGAUAAAAGCACAGGGCUGCAGAAAAAGCAGUCUUCACAGCAUGCUCAGCUCCAAGCUGGCCAGUGAUGUGACUCAGCUCAAACAGAAAGCCCAUGGUAAAAAGAAUCUCUCAGGGACAGGCUCCAGGGACAAGGAGCUUUCGCCCUGCAGCUCUAACCCCAAGCAUAGGCACAGAAGCCAGGGCACCAGCAAAGCUGAGUCCAGGCUGGAGUCUGGAGGACUAAGUGACACAGGUAGACGAUGAAGAUCAUGGUACUGAAAACACCUUUUUUUAGUGCUCCAACAAUCCCUGACAGAUUUUUGAAUUGUGAUUUUUCUCAGCAGCCAGCGCUGACAGUGGAACCCAGGAGAGCUGGACAGGACUGGUGCGCCGCGGACGUAAAAAGGGAUCCGACUCCCUUACGCAGUGUUCCUCUCGUCUGAGCCAGUCUAGAUCAAGAGUUCUCCGGGGCCAGAGACAGGACACAAUGGAGGAGGGGGAGAGCUCUCCUGCAGAGAGUGACUCCUCUGAUCAAGGUGAGUCGGUGAAAACAGAGAGCUGGUUAUUGAAUGACACAAAGUGGCACAGUAAGAGGUUUGAUAAAUCAGCAGCAGCAACCCAAUAUUGUUCAGUAGCAGAUGUGAUUCCUAGUCUUGGCUGAGGACUCCUAAUGGCUUGGCAUGAGUACGUAUACAUGUGCCACACUAUCCUGUUCAUAAUCAGGUGUUUAAAAUGCGAAGGUUAUAUCAUGCCUGUGAAAACAUACAGAAAUCUGGAUAAGGCGAGUGUUCCAAACCUUGGUAUGCUACUCGGACCACUGCAAUAGAAGUCAGAAUGAUGUGUUGAAAUGCGACGAUCAAGGACUUAAUCGGUGCAUUUCCAAAACUGCAAUUCGUGUUGGGCACCUGUGGUCUACAGUGGACCAAGGAAGGAAAACCAAAGAGGAAGCAACAGGGUCACAGAUGCCAAAGGGUAGCAAAAGCUGGCCCAUUUUGAGCUCAAAGUGCCGAAAAAGUUCAUGCCAGUUCUUCUUGAAAAGUGUCAGAAAACACAGCGCAUCAGAGUUCAGUGUGUAGAUGAUAGUACCCCAGCUGGUAUCCCAGUCCUCAAGUCUUACUGAUCCAUGGAGGCCCCACUUCACAACUCUAGGACCCUCCAGGAUGAGAAGUAUUGGUUCCCGUCCUUCUUUGUUUGGAGCUCCCCCUACAGGCAUCCUACCAAAGACCCUCACAGAUAAAAAGUGAUGAAUUACUGUCAAAAUCUUGCCAGUAGAAGCAGAUAAUUUUCUAAGCUGUGUAGUUGAAUUAUACACAAUAAACAACCCCUAACAUACUUCAUAUUUAAGAUUACACCAACCCCCUUUAGAUGCCAGUUUGAGUCCACUACGCCGUUUGUUAACUCGUUAAUCACUUUAAAAGUAAUCAGAGGUAAGUUAAUACGUGUUGAUGAAUGUCAGGGGUGUGCGGGGACAUUUGACACCUCAGUCAUCGGUCUUGUCGGCCCGGUCUGCGCUGGAUAUGCCGCCACAGCUGUGGACACUUGCCUGUGAGCGGAUCUGACAGCGCUGGAGACUUGCAGACUGGGUCAAAGAGCUGUUUGAGAAAGCGGAGUGACAACACACACAUAAACUCACUCCUACACUCUAUUCCACAGCAAGCCUGUUGCAUGUGGGUUAACACCAGGAAAUACCACAGAGGCAAGGCACUUCAUAUAUAAUUUCUAUGAACAGCAAGUGUUUACUUAAAUGCUAACGAAGUGCCUGUGAAAUGAAGAGGUUAAGCAAAACGACUGUUUGGUAUUAACGUACUUUCAAGGUGGAUUUGAUAAGCUGCAUAAGUUCAUGAAGGUGUCCAAUAAGAGCCGCUCUGUCUGUUUUAUUCUUCUCUAACUUCAUUAGACGAUGAAGAGGAGGAAGGCAGUUAUGAUACAGAUGAAGGUCAAGACUACAGAGCCCAACCCUCCAGAGAUGUCACUUCUAGCUCCUCCAUGACAGGUCCAAGUCCCUCAUCAGUCGUAAAGCUGGAGGCCAAUCAAAAAGCCAGGAACAAGAAACAGAGACAGGAGCUUUAUGGUAAGACUAUCCUCUGAAAGCGAUUCAUAAGUCAACAAAGCUGCCCCACAUGUUUCAUGGGAAGCAUCUGUUUUGCGUUUCUACUCCUGGCUUGUUAGCUCGGCUCUAAAUCUGUUUCUCUAAUUGAACCGCACAGGCUCCCAGAGUCUGUCUGGAGCAGAGGGGGAGGUGAAAGUCAGAAAGAAGCCCCCCUGUAGGCUGGGCCUGGCCACUGCAGUCAAGAACCAUCAUGAAGAUUACCGGCCUGAAGGGGUGAGAAGGCCAUGUGUGCCCAGGUCCAAGGAGCCUCGGUGGGGUAGCCUUGGGACUAGAGGCAAUCGCUACCGGAGGAGCAUGGGAUUGGCUACCUUCCCGACGACCACUGAGAGGCUAAAGAGGGCGACCCGCAAGAGCACUAUGCUGAGGGGAGCGAUCAAUAAGGUUAGCAGAAAGAGUUUAUCCGGAAGUUUCAAACUGCUGACACAGUCACAAAAUAUACUCCACUGUUUAAGUCAGGACUGUCCCCAUAUCAGGUUUUUGCUUUGUGAUUAUUGUGGCCAUGAAAUGAUAACGACGAUACCAUAGUAUGAAUGCUAAUUGAGUACAGGCAAGACCAGGAUGGAGCAGCUCAUUAAUUCUGGAUUCCAUAAAGAAGCAUCUACAAAAAUGCUUUUAAUAUCAGUCAGUAGCUAUGAGUUAUUGAUGACAUUUGGUAAUAUAACGAUAUUAAUGUGUUUUGUCAUGUCUCUGUAGUCAACAUUUUAAGUUUUUUGAGCAGCCCGCUCUUUCUGACUGUAAACAAGGUUUGCUUUUUUUUCUCCUGCUUUGCAAAAUUACGCUUUUAUUUUGAAGUCCAUCACUUCCUGUAGAUCGUAAGUUGCAGAAAUGAAUGAAAAAAGUAAAAUAAACCGUCAGAAAGUAUAAAUGUUCAACCGGUUUGUAACAUAAAAGGGCGUAACCUUUAAUGUUGUUUUUUGGAAUCACUAUAAAUCUUAAAAUUUCAGUGUUUCAUCAUCUUUCUUUCAGGCUAGCUAGCUAGCUAGCUCACUGGCAGCCUGCUGCUUCUUCUUCGUUUCAUUCCUGAUCUGUUGCGAAAGCCGUGGUUUGGUUUCUUUAGCAGGAAUCAUACUCUCGUUUUGCUUUUCAAAAACAGUCCAGGGUCUUUAUUGUUAUCCAGAAAUGUCAGAUACUUUUUUUUGCUGUUGAUGUCAUUGUGAAGACGAAUCACAGAGUCUCUUGUCAUAUUGUUUGCCAUGACAGAGGAGAGGCUGCUGGUCAGUUGGAGCACCGUCUUCACAAGUUGAGGAGAACAGCAGGGGGAGAAGGAGCAAUGAUCAGCAGGUACCAGUCACAGAAAAUAAAAAAAACUAAAAACUAAAAAAUCUGCCUUUCUUCACUCGGUUACACAGUUACAUCCAAACCAUGAAACAGAAUCUAAUUCUACAGAAACGGCACCCUUCACACGUUCUUUUAACAAUCCUGGAGAUGCCUUACUGUCCCAGAUUUCUCACCCUCAGGACCGUUACUGUAGAACUAUUAAAAGUACUUAGCACAUUGCACACAGCCCAACCUCCUGCUGAGUAAUCUUAAGGGAGGCGAGGAUGGGAGAUGAGAUGUGGGAAUGGGGGGGCUCACACCUUCUGCUGUGACUGAGUGAAAAUGUUAAGAGUAAAAAUUUCACUGAUAGGAGACGGUAGAGACAAUGCGAUGUCCCCCGCAGUUAACUGCUCCUUUGAAUAGCAUGCUUAACAAUUUCCUCCUUUCUCUAUCACACCUUCUAUCUCCAAGUUUACUUUUCUAAUCCAUCCGUACAUCCGUUCACCCCUCUUGAUUGCGCCUUCUGUUAUAUCCAGUCAAAAGGACGAGCGGUGAGCCGGCUGCUGGAGAGCUUUGCUGCUGAUGAGGGCUUUCAGAUGGAUGGGAGCAGCUUCUCAGAGGAGGAGGAGGACAGCAAGCGCUCAUACAACAGCAAGAGUCCUGAAGGUAAUGAUUGAUUGCAGAUGAGCCAACUGUACGCCACAAGAUACUGCUAAAAGGAUCUGUAUCGUACUGUUUAUUGGAAGGUCCAAGCAGCGGUCUCUGGUUUUGACAAAUAAAGUCAAUGCAGAAGUCAUAAAAAACUGCAGUUCCUUAAGUGUCCAAUAGAGGCUGGCUCUAAAAUCAAAGAAUCCCAAUCAGAGAUCUCAUUGUAGACUUGUAUCUAAACUAAAAUAUUCUUACAGCGUACUUAUUUUGCAAGGUAAAUUUGCGUGCAUCGCUUUACAUGAAGACGCAGCAGAAGCAGAAAUUUUCCUAUCUUAAGUAACGGGUGUAAAAGGGACUUAUGGUUCUUGAUAACUGUCAAGUAGAGAAGUUUCAUUUCCAUGUGGAUGCUCGCGAUAAUAUCAGUCAUGUUGAAAUAAUCAAUUGUAAUUUGUGUUUCCUUUUUUUUUUUUACACAGCUCCAAACUGCGUCCUGACCAAAGAACUAUUGACCGACGGCCUGAAGGUGCUAAUCUCCAAGGAGGACGAGCUUCUGUAUGCUGCAAGGGUCCACACUCUUGAGAUCCCAGACAUGUAAGCAGCAUGCAGCGGUUGUAGUAAUCAGUUUAUGUCUUUUUAAUUAUUUGUUGUUUGCACAUUUUUGUCUCUUAUAGUUAGUCCGCACUUAUGUAGUUAAAUCAGUGGAUAACCCUGAUGGCUGUGCAUUCAUUCUGAUAUCAACCAACCAGAGCAGAAAACAUGCCAAGAAGAUUGACCAGGCUGAAACGUCAAGAUUAUGGAAAUAGCCAUUUAAAUGAGAGAACUAUAAGUUAACACCAGCAUACAAAUUUAGCCCCUUUUUAUCUCUAUUAACGUCUAUUCGGGUCUAUUUUUCUCACAUUAUCAUCCCACAUCGUCCUAUGUCAGGCUCCAAGUAUCGAUACAACUUUGACUUUUGGGCUUCUGCAUGAUAAAGACUCUAUAACAGCAGCAGAGUGGGAGUAACACAUGACAUGAGAGUCAAGAAAAGACAAUACAAGCUUCUGGAAAUAGACUCCUCCAUCUCUACCUCUGGUGUGCUCUUUUUUUUUUUUUCAGCUUCAGCAUUGUUAUUGACGGUGAAAGAGGAAACCGCCCAAGGAUCUAUUCAUUGGAGCAACUGCUACAAGAGGCUGUAAGUUUACCCUGAAUCAGUGGAAAAAUUUCCUCCUGUCUUGGUCACUCACACCUUUGCUUUCAUAUGCUACAUGUUUUUCACCAACUUUGCCCUUCAGUCAUUCUUCAGCUCUGCUGGUCCCUUUGCUUUCUCCCUUUCAACCUGCAUGGAUUGUCCCUCAGGGUCAAUGAGGCCAUCUAAACCUCUUACGUGAAUAUGAACAUAUGGGAGGCGGGACCUUCGGGGGUUUAUGUGUAUCGGUGUCUCACAAUGUCCGUUAAACCUUGCUCUGUGUGUGUCUGUGUGUGUGUGUGUGUGUGUGUGUGUGUGUGUGUGUGUGUGUGUGUGUGUGUGUGUGUGUGUGUGUGUGUGUGUGUGUGCGUGGAUGGGUGGGUGGGAUAAUCCGACAGACACCUGCAUCCAUUCACGCUUUUGGAGUUUGUAUAGGGGAUGACUUUACAGGGCAGCUGUUACCAUGGUAACAGAUUUGUUUACAGGCACAGAUAGACCAGAUAGUGCGAAGAACAGCUAAUGAAAUAUCUUUUUUUACAGUUAAACACUCAUCUUGUCAGAUUUUCUCACUGAACAGAAUUUUUAAGGUUUUGAUUUAAGGAGGUCACUAAAUCCUUUUGGUUUGUUUGUCAGAUUCAUGUUAACAUGAAAUUACAGUCUAUUCAAGUGUUUAAUGUAAUGGGACAUAAUUAUAAACUGUCCUGGCUGGUGUUGAGGUGACAGCAGGUGACCUAUGACCCCAUUUAUUUUAAAAAAAGAGGAUGCUAGUCUAUAAACUUCUCAUUAAUUUUUCCAAACCAGGCACAAGAUAUUUUUUUCUAUUUUUUACACCAUGUACAAUUGUACACCAAAGAUGUUAACCCAGGAAGUGCAGAGCAAAGUUUAGACCAGGCUGCAACCUCCUGUCUUCAAAAAAGAAGCCAGUGCAGAAGUGCUAGAGACUGCAAUUCCUCUAGUGUCCACUUGAAACAGGCUGCAAACCCGACUAUAAGCAAGAUGGCUUCUAGCAAAGAAGCUCAACUCUGCUUUUCUGCUUCUUGCUAGGUCAACUGGAAGCUAGCUUUAGUUAGCAUUUUUGAUAUGCUGAUUGCCAUUGAUGGGUGAAGUAACUGAGACUAUGUACAUUAUGUAUAAUCUGUGGUUGGAUGGAAAGAUUGCUGUCCUCUUAAUUGGUGAAAGCUUAAGCUGACUGUUCUGGGAUCAACCCAUGGACUGUUUUUCGAUGAAAUUUCUUUCACAAUAUCACAUUUCACUUCUAGAUUGAUGGACAAAAGAAAGGAUGGUUUUAAAACAGAAAAACCUAAUAAGUCAAAUCAAGGAAAAUAACCCAACAUUUCCCACCAUGUGUUUAGUUCACUGUGAGUAAUGCACAACAGGAGCAAAGGGUUCAGUUACUUCUGUUCUGCAGAGGAACAUCUUCUCCCUCCCAUCGCGACAGUUACAUAUCAGAUGGCUCAUCUCUUCUUUUUCUCUUUUUCAUACUCAUCAAUUUCUGAUCAGUCAAAGUCAAUUCACAUAUUCGAAGAGUCUUUCCAGUAAACUGAGCUCACCACAAAGACCCCUUCCUAGGGCCAUUUACUAGUUCCUGCUGCAGUUUUACACCAGGCACGUUCGACAACUGAAGUCUGUUCCAAGCACUCAUCAGAUCGCAGCUCACUCGAUAUUAUGUCAUACUUCCUCGCCUUUUGAAUUAGACCGAGAACCAUUUGUUUGACUUUGAUACCGACGCCUGAUUUUCGCUAGUCCUCCUCUCCCUUCCCAAUGCACACAAACACCCACAUCCACACCUCAUCAGUCAAAGGGUCCUUCGCCAUGGCAACAGUAAAUGAAAGCAACCUGAAAGAGCCCCCAGUGAGUGGCGGAUGCUGGGGCUGCCUGCAUUGUUGGAGGGAGGAUCUGGCAACCUGCAAUCACAAGCCCUCUAUUCAGGCCCUCUUUAGUAUUACUCAGCAAGUCAGGAUUUACUGCAUCAUGGCUUCCGUUCUUUUCAACCCUGACUGGCACAUUGGCAUGAGAUAAGUGCCGCUUAGAAACGUGGCACAGUGGCUGCCCAUGCACAAUGCCCCGUGGCCCUCACACUGUGUGUAUGUGUAUGUGUGUGUGUAUCCAUGCACAUCUGUGCGUGUGCAGCCUGUAAUGAAUCUUUAUUAUGUUUUGGUCUGGCCUUCAGGUCCUGGAUGUCCGUCCUGAAUCAGAAGCCAUGCUCAGUGAAGGGACCAGGGUGUGUGCUUACUGGAGUGAACGCUCUCGCUGUUUAUAUCCAGGCUACGUCCGCAGAGGUGAGUCAUCGGCUUCCUCUGUCUCUGUUUUCCUGUGCAGUCUUUGUGUUUUCAAGUAUAUAUUUAAUCAUACAUACAGUGAAUCACAGUUCGGCAUUUGCUAAUUCCCCUUUAUCCCUCUGGAAAUGCCUUUUUGUCUCCCGCAGGUGGCUCAUCUGAUGAAGGGAAGCAAGGAGGAGUGAUGGUGGAGUUUGACGAUGGAGAUCGAGGGAAGAUUUCUCUCCCGAACAUCCGCCUCCUGCCUCCAGGAUACCAGAUCCACUGUGGGUGUUUCCUCCGUGGAAGAUCGCCAUUUAAAUGUUGCACUUUAUUGGCCUGCUGAUGUAAAUGCUAAAAAAUCUUCCACAUCUUUUCUUUUAGGUGCGGAGAAUUCUCCUGUUGUGUCGGUAUCCGGCGGGACAACAGCCAAGAGAAGUUCCAGCCUGGAGCAGGCACCCAUCAGCGACAGACAUCUCAACAGACUCGGCACUAAUAUAAAUGUCAACAGUAUCAACAGUCAGACUUUAACAGUUCACAAAAGAAGGCCGGGUAAAGAUGAAUCCUUAAAAGCCCAGUUUUUAUUUUCUAUAACCUCACUUAUUUUGCUUUGUUGUGUUAGAUAAAGAGGUGCUCUGAAGAAAUAAGUGCACAAAUGAGAUGUGAGUCAUAUUUCAUUACAGUAUACCAACAAAAUCCUUUUUUUUUUUCGUUUUAGGGAGACCAAAAGGUUCUGGGAAAAAACAAAAGCAGCAGCAGCAGGCUGAGAACGCCAAUAAAAACACCUCACCUUUCCUUAGUUGGCCGUCAUUGACCAGCACCAGGAAAAGGACGUCUGACAACUUAUUCCAGCUCAACGGGACACCGAGGAAGGCCUCCAGAGGGAAGGAGGAUGAUCUGUUUUCCUUGCCUCAGACGCAGACACUGGCUUCCACACCGGCCAAAGGCAUUUUCAGCAGCAGCUCCUUUGAGGUGGACUCCUUCAGCAGCAUUGCAAAUGGUUAUUCGUCCUUCUGUACUCAGUCAACAGGGCCAAGUCCAGGUCUAUCUCUGGGCCCCAGAAGUGGUCUCUACGAUCAGAGGCGCAGGCAGGAUGACUGUGUUAUGCCAAAGAGCAGGAAGUCUGGACAAGAGUUCCUGGUCAAGUUGGAUCAUGAAGGAGUGACCUCCCCAAAGACGAAGAACAGCAAAGCUCUGCUGCUGCGAGGUGGAUCUUCCGGUGUGAGUUGUAUGCCAAGGACAGAGGCUUACUCUCACCCGGUCCUGCUGGUUAAAGACAACAAAAAGGGCGGCGCCUCCCGGGUAGAACUCCUUGUGAAAGGGACAACACCUCAAAGAAAGCCUUCGGAUUCUCUGCGUCUGGGUGAAUACGGGGACCUUGGCUUUAGCUACCACAGAGAGUGUCACAGCUCGUACUCAGAUCUGGAUGAUGAAGAGGACGAGAGGAGGAGGGCUGCGCUGGCUGCAGCCUCAGGGGGACUAAGGACGGCUGGCCGCUUCCUUUCUCGUCUCUCUGUCUCCUCUUCGUCUUCUGGUUCCUCCAGCUCCUCCUCCUCAGGCUCUCUGUCCAGUUCCAGCCUGUGCUCCUCUGACAAUGAUUCCUCCUAUAGCUCGGAGGAUGAGGAUGGUUCAACGCUGAUGCUUCAGAGUUGUCUGUCUUCCCACCGGGGGCUCCUGCAACCCUCUGAACCUUCCACUUCAUCGAGGCCACACCAGCAUUCGUUUGUGGCCAAAGCUGUGGCUGUCCCCAACGCCAAAGGAGGACUUUCUGAACAGGUGUCCAAUUCCAAGUCCCUGAAGAGGAAAGAAUGCAUCAGCUCCACCUCGAAACCAUCGAAGGAUUUUGUAAAGAAACCGAGGAUGCUUCCGGAUGAAGGUUCAUUCAUUCCAAGGCCUAAGAUGUCUUCAUUUCUUGCUGGGCGACAAAUGUGGAGGUGGUCAGGAAACCCUACACAGGUGAGAAAAGUCCCACUUACCUUCAAUAUAUUGUCUUACUAGAUACUAGAGUUCAAGGGAGUGAAGGUAAUUCAAAGUCUGGUUUUCCACAGCGGCGAGGUCUUAAAGGCAAGGCCAGGAAGCUUUUUUAUAAGGCUAUCGUGCGAGGAAGGGACAUCAUGAGAGUGGGAGAUUGUGCUGUGUUCCUCUCCGCCGGGCGCCCAAACCUUCCGUACGUCGGCCGGAUUGAAAGCUUCUGGGAAUCCUGGACGUCCAACAUGGUGGUUAAAGUCAAGUGGUUUUACCAUCCUGAAGAGACCAAGCUUGGAAAGAGGCAUCGAGAUGGCAAGGUAGGCCGAGAUGGUCUUAACAUGUCAUGGUUUUUUCCUUGUUCUCUCAUAUCGUGUUGCGGCUCACCCUGUCUUUCCUCUACCCAGCAUGCCCUGUACCAGUCCUGUCACGAAGAUGAGAAUGACGUCCAGACAAUCUCUCAUAAGUGCCAGGUGGUGAGCAGGGAGGAGUACGAGUGUCUGACUCGCAACCAGAAGCCCAACAGUACUCCCCCAGACCUCUACUACCUGGCUGGGACGUAUGAUCCCACUUCUGGUCAGCUGGUUACCGCUGAAGGGGUUUCCAUCUUGUGCUGAACCUCAACGAGGACACUACUGAAGGACUCCUUUGGAGGAAGUUUAAGUCCAAGACAUUAUCUACAAGACUCUCAGACACUGGAGGAUGAUACGUUUUCCUUGGGUAUGCUUCGAGGAUCAUGGACUAAAUGUUAGCACCAAAGCAGGACCGUCUGGGGUUACACACUGGAGUCUAUAACAUCAAACGAAAGGAUGUCCAAAAUAGGUGUAUCCUUUCGAGAAGAAUAAGAGCAAGUCUGGGUCUUCCUGGGCAAAUUCAAUAAGUGGCAUUUCGAUCGUCUUACUAAUCUUUUUUUAAUGGAUCCAUUUGUGGACAACUUUAAGGAGACUCAUGUUUCCAGCUCUCGUUAAACGUCACCAAAGGAGAGCUGAGAGUGCUCUUGACUGUGAAAAGUACCAUGUGGAAGAGUCUUUGCGGACCAAUUCUUGAAAAGGUAGCCUUACCUAAGGGAAUGGAAACAAAAGUGAGGCACGGGGGGCUCUCCCUGGACCUCGUCAUUCCAGGGAAGUGAAAAAAAAAAAAAAAAAAACAUGUACAGGAUGUAAAGUUGAUGUCUGUAAAUAUUUUGAAUUUAUCCCAAUCAAGCCAUACACUUCAGUACCUCUCGCCUGUCUUAACAGUUCAGGUGUACAUUGUACAGUUCAAUUAUUGUAUUGUUGUCUGUUGUCUAUAUGUACAUAAAAACUAUUUUAUAUAGGAGUUUAUUGUAUAUAUGAGAUGUAUCUUUCCAUGUUUGCGAUUGAUUUAUUUUUAUAUGGGUGUAGAAUACAUGACAUUGUUUUUCCUUUGCUUUGGGAAGUCAAGAUUGGAGGUGUUCGUGUUGCACUGCAUAUGCCCUGCUGAGACCGACAGAGACAGACAGAGCACAAACAAAGACAGAAGGAUUUAGUCUAUGACAGGACAAGGCCUUCUUUCUGAGAGGAAGGGGUCAUCCUGUUUAAAAAAUAGGUCAAGUGGCUUUUUGUAAGAGUGUUCAGUUUCUUUGCAUAUUUGUUCUCCUACUUUUAAUAACACCUUUUUAUUUAUGUACCUCUCGGUUGGUCAUUAUCACGAGGCAGAUCCCAUCGGACUGCAAUCACGGGUCAAAAUGAUUAAAGAUUAAUGAUAUGAGUAUACCAUAACGACACAAUAUUUGUGUGUGAUGAGUGUCCUGGCAUCACUAUAAUCAUGUCCACACAAAUCAAUUGAGAACAAACAAGACUGGGUCUUUUAAUGAAAAAGCAUCAAAUGUGCACUCAUGAAUGCAAAGUUCAGCACAUUGUGACCAACAAAAUACCAAAGUGUCUUUAAUAUCUUUAUUUCUUUAUUUAAAUUUAACAUAUGUCAAGCACCUGUACUGAACUCAAAUCAGAAAUCACUGGUAACUUAUAGAAAAACUUGUCCUCCACUAUGUGCAUAAAUAUAUAUAUUGGCUUUGCAUUGUGACAAUGGUUUCUUGCACAUGUACCUGCAGUUUUGUUUAGUGCAAACAUAUGCAGCAAAAGGCCACCUGGAAGUGUGACUAUGAAGGUCAAGGUACUGACAAAGUAAGACGUAGAGUGCUGACAAUUUGUUGGAAUUAGUCUAUUUAAAUUUCAUCAGCCGUCUGUGUCUAUUUUGUACAGUACACGCACAUUCGAGAUGCUAACUGUGAAGGACAAUCAGAUUCACAAAGCAAUGGACAUAGAAUAGGUUCACUCAAUCUGAAAAUGACUUAAGUUUAUUUAAUUUGUGCCAAGUACAUUUUUGUCUUUUGUUUGAUAUGCAAUCUUGAGUAUUUCUUUUUUUUUUCUCUGUUCACAAAGUUUUUAUUUUGUUCGCCAACUUUUUAUUUAUUGUCAAUGUUGCUGUUUUUUCAUGCCAAGAGCGCUUUAUGAGAAUGUGACAUUGUUUUUUCUUGGUGUGAUGUCGCAUUUGCAUUUCUUAAAUAAAACCGGUCUUGUAGAGGCCAUCUAGUGAAAAAGAAAUAAAGCAACACUGGAUUCUUCUCAUCCACAAAACCUCUGUGCAUUAAUUUUAUUGUUGCAGCUGUGUCCCCCCCGUCAUCUUACUGCACCUGCCAAUUCUCAUCAACACAUUUACGUCAAACAAAACAAUUUUUACUAUCACCUUUUUUUUUUUGCAACCAAACUGUGAAAAAUUUCAUUUUUUCUACUUCAUUAACAGAAACAAACACUAAAGAACACCAAAACUGUUGCUGUGCUCAACAGCUAUAGUGUGAGGAGGAUAAUAAACCAUUUACGUCACCCUUAAAGGGCAAUUGCAUAGAAAUGGGAAUACUUGGCAGAAUCAAGAGAUCAGAUUUCAGAUUGCUCUCUUGUUCACCCCGUCUCACUGGUAAAAUUCAAGAAGUUAUGGUGGCCUUGAGAGGUCAAGAAGGUCCCAUGAUACAUUUCCAACCUAUCUUGCACAAAACUACUCUCUUCCUUCCUCUUCCCAAGCUAGUUUUUGUCUCUUUUGCACUGCUAUAGAAACAUGGCAAAAUGGCCUGAGACAUUCUGGCUGCAGACCUCCACUCUCAGGACCCUUCAUUGAGGACCAUCACUGAGCGGACGGGAGGCUGAUUUGAAGCCUUUCAAAAUAAAAUCCAUUAGACCGGGAAUAAAGUAUUUUUUCGUCUUUUGUGAAUACAUUUUAUUUCUUUUGCCUUUAUUUUGUGUAUAUAAUGUUGAUAUGAAUUUUUUUUAUGUAUUCAUGUGUUCAACAAAGAGAAAGUACAAAAUGGGAUGACCACUUCAAACAAACUGGAGCACAUGAGAGAAAAAAUACACCUUAGAUCCUCUCAGUGGAGGUGGUGGAGGUCGCCCAUAGGCUGUAUCAGGUGUCAAUCAUAGGAAACAUGAACCCCCUAAUAAUGUUGAAAAAUUGAGCUGUACAGAAAAAAAAAUGACUUGAGCACAAACCAGUCCUACAAUAACUACACGUCAACAUCGCCAUCGGGUGGGGGAAAUUUAUGUUCUGUGGAAUAAUUUUCUCAAGUUUGUCCGGAGCUCCAUAAGGACGGCUGGCGGAGGUGGGAUUUAUGAGCUACACUGCAGCCCGUCACCAGGGUGUGCUGUUCUCAGAGUGGCUACACGCAGCAAAGAGGCAGACUCUGUCCAUUCUAACACGGUCUAUGGUCCCCUCUCAGAUGGCAGCCUCCAUGGACAGAGAUCUGCUCCUUUAAAGACAUAAAUAUCUCAAUCUAAGCUAAUUCUUUGUGCCUUAAUUUGAGUAGUAGUAACUAGUCAAAAUAAAGCACUUGACAUACUGUAUGUUGUGCAGCUGAUCUGCAUCCUUUCACCAGGAAGGUGAGUGAACGAGUCGUUUAACCCUCGUGGCGAACUUGAUUUAUCAUUGUUGAUCAGUUAUACUACCUUUAAAACGACUAUUUUUACUUUUGAUUCUUGGGCUGGUUUCUCCUCUAACCAUCCCCCAGCCUCCACCUGUUCUACUUUUCUAUUACAACACACGGCGAUGGCAGCCCUUGCCUUGUUGUGCAUUAUGUAUACCGCAUAUUUCAUUUAUAUGUGAGCAGGCCUCUGUUCUUUAUACACCUCAGGGAGUUUUAAUAUGCUCCCUUUAGAAAUUUUGAUUCAUUUGAAAAGCACCAAACCCUUAUUCUGCCAAUUCUUUUAUUUGUUGCGGUAAAUCCUUUGAUGUUAGUGUCUCUGGCUGAACUAAGUUUAUGUGAGCUUUGAGUUCCUUAGUAAAUAGAGACAAAUCUGUCACAGCAUCAAAUAAAGCCCACUGGGUUUAGCUGCCAAGCUCUGUAAAUAUGAUGUUGACUGAUUCAGGGAUAGAUCCGAGUUUUUCUGUGAUUUAUGAUAAAGUACGUUUGCCUGUUCUCUUUCAAAACUAAUUGGUUGUUGGUGUAUCUGGUGGACAAUGAAAUAAACUCGCGAACAAACAAACAAAAAAAGGAAAUUGGUCCAUAAGCUGUUGUUCUGUUGCAUCCUCAAAAGGUCCGUCAGAAAACAAAGAUUUAUUUAUUUUUUUAAGAUUUGUAAAUGGGAAAUUUCUGAAUAGUGAAGAAAAUUAGAAAAUAAAAUAUAAAUAAGUGCUUUCAAGAGUUAUUCUACCGACAAAAGUGUAAAAAUCAAGGCAAAUCUUCAUUUUUUGUGGUUUGCAAAUCAUUUAGUGCUAACACCCGACUGAAAAUAGUGUCAAGAAAAGAGAUCAAACAAAAAAUGUCUCGAAAAUAGACGCUCAUUUCGGCAAAAAAAAUACCUGAAGCAACAUCUCCCAACCAAUUAGGUUCAUUUGCAAAACAUCAGAGGCAUAACUGAGUAUGAAAAGGGCACUUCAGAGAGUGUAAGUCUCUCAGGAGUAAAGAUGGGAAGAGGUUCGCCACUCUGAGAGAGCAAAUAUUUCAGCAAUUACAGAAUAAUGUUCCUGAGUGGAAGAAUUUCAGGAUUUUAUCAAGUGCAGUGUAUAAUUUCAUGGAAAGAUUUAGAGAAUCUGGAGGAAAUAAAAGCGAGCAAAACAGUGCUGUAUGGUUGUGAAGCAGCACUGCAUUAAAUAAAGACAUUACUCUGUCGUAGAAGUUACAACAUGCGCUCAGAAUUAGUUACAAAAAAACAAUGUGUGUGAAUAAAAUCGGGUUAAAACUGAACUUUGCAAAGAAGAACUAUCCUGAUUCAGAAUCACAAGGGACUUAUUGCAGUCUAGGCCCAGGAUGGACUGAGGGAUGGUUUCAGAAUCAAAAUCUGACCUUCUUUCUGGAAAUUACGGAUAGUUAUCAACACACUGUUUGAAAACCAGUGUCACAGCGACCGCCUUCAGACUAUACGCUUCUUAUAAAAUCAGACGCACAACAACAAAGAGGAAAAACUGUUGAGCAGCAGAGACCCAUCAGGCAGGAACGGGACGACAGUUCACUCUGGAAACUUCAGAAACGGGUCUCUUCAGCGUUGUCGAAAGAAGAGGUGAUGCAACACAACAGUAAACGCAACUCUGUCAAAACUGUUGUGCAAUGUGUUUCUGGCAUCAAAUUUAAAAUAUGCAUGUAUUUUCUUUUUUCAGUUUGAACAUUUAAUAUUCUGCCUUUGAACUAUUUUCAUUGGAUUUUAAAUUAUUUGUACACUUUCAAAUUCUGUUUCGGUGAACAUUUUACACAAUGUCACGACAACUUGGGAUCUGGAGUUGAAAAAAGAAGGAAGAUCUCAAAGUUUCAGCAAAUUCAAUGUUUCAGUUUAAAAAAUGAGUACAUGAUGAGCAUGUCUAUGAAACACAAAUGUAAAGGAGGGCACCCUCUAGUGGAAGG